Molecule: messenger RNA, 76759 nt
Organism: Pocillopora meandrina
Lineage: Eukaryota; Metazoa; Cnidaria; Anthozoa; Scleractinia; Pocilloporidae
Source: the annotation of a GenBank genome assembly
AUGUUAGAGUCCCUCGCUGCAUCGAUUUUGAAUGGAGUUCUUGGAAAAUACAUCAAAGAUUUAGACAGCUCGAAUCUCGAACUCGGAAUUUUUAGUGGUAAGCGAACUUUUAAGUACAUUACUACUUCAGCUUAAGUAUAAAACAAAAGCAGUAUGUAAAUAGGAAAAUAGAGAGCUGAAGUUCUAAUUUAAACGCAUAAUUUUGCACAAUGUAAUAGGAUAUGUUAUGAUCGUGUGCGUGUCUUAUGAUAUAUAUAGCGCAGCCUUACUCCGAAAAAGCUGGAAAAUGAAGCCCUGUCAAAUUUAUGAAGGAAUUACAGUUUACCAACGGAAAGAGUUAACAAACAGAGUUAAUGAGAACAGAAGCUAAAUUUUUAAUUACAACCGAACCCUCUAAGGAAAACUACCCGAGGAAUCAAAUAAACAGCUGGAUAGAGCGAGGGGAGUUCCUCUGUACUGAGUGAGCUUUUUUGCAAAUGCUCCCUAUGGGAAAUGGCUUCACGUCCGAUUCAGCUAGAAGUUCAGUUCACGUUAACUAAGUUUGACUUAGCGCGGUGCUACUUUGAGGUGCGUGCUAGGGAAUCUUAAGAUAUUUUAUUUCCAUAUUUAAUUCAAGUUGUGUGGUGUUUAGAUUUCACUUUCGUUUGCCUCUUCACUCGUUAGUGUGUUAGUGCCAAACAUUGAGUUGAGCGUGACUUUGUAUAUUGUGUGACGCAGGUAACUUUGCGAUUUGACGAUGUGAUACAAUUGUUUUAUGUGAAGAAACUAGUGUCCAAGAGUUUGUCAUUAUUAACGUUAUUCGUAAUCAUUGAACUGCACUAAGUAUGAUGAUGUUUUAAUUGCAGGGGGUUGAUUGAAUGUCAAUUAAUUCUGGAAUUUGUUUUUAAGGAAAUGUUGUCCUGACAGAUCUUGAACUGCGAGAUGAUGCAUUGGUAAGCUACAAGUAAAAGGCAAUUUUCACCAUUCAACAUGAGCCCAUAAAAAUCCAUGAGUUUCUUAAAUAGUAAUGUGUAUUUAUAAGUAGCCCUCAGGCUUAGAAAUGUUACCAUUGGUUUCUGCACCAGUGCAGAUUCAUAGAUAUUUUGCCCAUGAGAAGUUUGGAAAAAAAUAAAAGCUACUCAGUGACUAUAUCCUGAUCAACAAAUGCUGAGUGAUAAAUCAAUUGUUCAAUUGUUGUCCAUUUUUUUAAUUCGUAACUAUGUUAUAUAUAGAUCAAUUCCCUCUGUUAUGCCAAUCGACGCCUGCACACCCAUCAUCAACAUGCAUGAUGAGUAUUUGUCAACAAGUUAUCACAAUUGAAUUUGGUUAUGCAAAUUUACCUGCUAUGUUCUAAAUAUUGUUUGCACUGGUUUCAAACAUUUUUCAACUUUUUUCCUACUACUUGAUUAAAUGAUGAUGUGAACCACAUUCUUUUUUUUUAUUCAAAUCUAUAAUUCCCAGAAGUUAUUAAUGAUGUAACUUCUCCCUGUAUGUAGCAAACAGGUUAUAAGAAUUAAUUCAAAUCUGUUGGGUAGAAGUGCUUAUCUGGAUCUAACAUUAAAUUCUCGUUCCUAAUUUACAAGGAAAUAUGUAGCAGUUAGAAAAGGGAGAAUUAACAAACAUAUCUUUGAAGUUACGGGGUUAAAGCUAACUCUUGAACAAGAAUGAAUGCUCAAGAGAUGGCCAGGAAUACUCGCAGUCUUAAUUAUUAGAAUGUCAGCAAUUUCAAGUUUAAUUUCCCUCUUGAUGCAGUGUUAACACUAUGUUAUUACACUUGCUCUUAAGGAUGAUUUUCAUCUUCCCAUAGAAGUGACACAUGGCUAUGUUGGUAAGUAUUGUUAUUUAUACUUGUAUACAAGCUGCAUAUAAUUUAUUGUCAUCAAAAAUUAUAUGUAUUUUUUAAUAAUCAGUAUUACUGUGAUUUUUGAUAAAAGGGAUAAUUUCCUUUUGAAAUACUUUAUAAGUGUUUUGUUAUGCUAUUUAGCCUCAUCAUGUGUAGUAAAUAAUGUUGAUCACAGAAACAUUUUUGGUUUUUAAGGAAAUUGUAUUUAAUUUUUUUUACAGCUUCCUUGAGAUUGAUCUUUAUCAGUUUGAUAUCUAUUUUGUAUUACACACUUUUGGAGUAUUUAUCGACAACUUGGUAAUUAAGGUAACUGUUAUGGGGUAUGAUUUCUUCUGGUAUGCCUCAGUGUAACUUUUCAUACAUGUACUUGUGCACAGGGGAAAUCUCUCUGACAAUUCCAUGGACUAAUCUGUAUACUGAGCCCUUGGACAUGGCAGUGCACGAUGUAUAUCUGAUAGCAGGACCCAUUCGAGGUGAGGUAUCAACAAUGAUUUUUACCCUUUCAACCUAAUAUCACACUUAUUGCAUAUCCUCUAUUACAGUACACCCUGUACGUUUCCUUAGAAGUUUACAAGGAGAGUUAAUGUUUCCUUUUUUCUUGUAACCAUAAUGUGUGACUCUGGGGUGAUAUUGUUAAGGGAAGUUAGCUGUUACGUACUGUUACGGUUCAAAAGGUUUUUUAAAUGGUUUUACCUUUUCCUUCUUAUCUUUUAACUCUUCACCGUCUGAAGAAAUCUUUCUGUUUAAAAAGUUGCUUUGUUUCUUAAAGGCAUGUAGUUUAAUGCUAUUUUUGAUUACUUGUUUAGUAUUUUUGCUUUUGUCUAUAGAGAGAAAAUAUGACCCUGUGAGAGCUAAUACAUUAGAAUUAGCAGCCAAAAGAAAACGCCUCUCCCAGAUUAAACAGCGGACUCAGGCUGCAGACAUCAAUGAAGGUUAACAUUUUCAACUCAAUGUGAUGUGAUAAUAACACAAGUACAUACAUAUCAUGUACAGUCAUGUGCUUGUACAAAAUAAUGUACAUGACUUUAUACUUUUUUUGGCUAAAUGAUAGUGCAUCAAUGCUUGAAGUGCUUUUACUUAUCUCAAUUAACUGUUUAUAUUGUAGAAUUUCCUGUAAAAACCACCACUUGAAUAAUGUAGAAAUGUUGGUAACUUAACAUUUUAAAUUUGUUACAUGUAAUUAUAUUUAUUUAAAGGGUAUUGUUUGUUUAGAGAAGCCAAAAAAUCCUGAAGAGGGCUCUGACUCCUUUGUGGACAAACUGAUAGCUCAAGUUUUGAAGAACCUUAAGGUAAAUUUUUACAACUGAGUUACAAAUAUCUAACAAUGUGUGGAAUUAUAUAAAUGAAUUGUGCAAGUUUUAUACUGUUAUGUGGGAAUAUAUUUGUAAGGGACAGUGUACAUGUAAAUAGCUUUUGAAAUCACAACUCAUGCUGCAUUCACUUUGUUUACAUUAUUAAUGGUAUCUGUUUCCAUUUUCUUAGAUUUCUGUGAAGAAUGUUCAUUUUCGCUAUGAGGAUAAGGUAUAAACUGAGCAAAAUUAUGAUUUUUUUUUAUAAAACCAUUUCCUCAGGGUCUGUACAGUUGCUUAAAACUGUUGGCUGACAGUCAGUUGUCUAUCAGCAGACAGUUGGUCAACAGUGAGCUGACUGUUAGCUGUCAGACAGCUGAUAGUCAGACAACAGUCGGCAAAUAGUCAGCCAACAGAUUUUUUCAAGGAGUUCUUCUUAAUUACUGAAAACCCUACAAUAAAUGUACUAACUAUUGCUGGUCAUUCUUUCUGACAGGUUACUUCUCCAAAUAAACCAUUUACUGUGGGCUUUACUCUGCAAAAUCUCUCAGCUGAGGUGAGUUCUGAUUUUAUAAACCCUUUAAAGCCUGAGAGUGACCAGCAUCAAAUUUCUCCUUACAGUAAUAUGGCUGAAUCAUUCAUUAAGAUCAUGAGAAGAAAGGAAAUGAUCACCUCCCAAAAAAGCUUUGAUUGUUCAACAAAUUCUCCUUGUCAGUGCUAAGGGAAAUAUAUAUAGAAGAGUAUCGAGAAUAUGGAUACUGAUGUUAGGGUGUAAAAGGUUUAUUAAAGGUUAAUGAAAAUAAUGACUCCUGAUGAAGGCCCUUGAUAGAAAAAUACUAGGUCUCAGUAUCAGGUAGUCUUUAUUACUCAACCCUUACUUCUGCUCCAUGCAAGUCAAUCUUCUGGCAGAUCUGCCUUGGUCAAUCUAGUUCUGAUGUUAUCCACAUGUGAACUGCUAAUGAGGUUUUGGUUUCCUUUAGACAACCAAUGAAUUAUGGCAGGAGUGUGUAGUGGAUGCGUCAGCCAAAACUAUUUACAAGGUAUUUGCUGAUUCAAAUUGUAAAUUAUGUAGAGUUAUCUUCAAACUGCUUUUUUUUGUGUAAAAAUGGACAAUAGUCUCUACAUUGUAAAAUCUAGUGCAAUUGAUUAUAAUAAUCAAUAUUUUUCAAUCUUUAGAUAGUGAGUCUCGAUUGCCUGGCUAUGUACUGGAACACAAAUCAGACCCCAAUGCAGUUCUUUUCAAUGCAACAUUCUUGGAAGGUGCCCUCAAAGAAUGUAUUCAUAUUCAGUAAUUUGUAAUACGCUACUUGCAUAAGCUUAUCAUUUGCUUUUAUUAAUAGGCUUAAGUACAUGCAUGCAGGAACUUGUCUUCACAAUUUGUGUGUUCUCCUUCCCCUGCAUGCUAAUAUACUUCUAGCAGUGCACAGGCAUAGUAUAUAUUUGUGAGAAAAUUACCUUAAUUUGAAGAAUGUCCUUGCUUUUUAACAAUGCGGUCAGACGUUUAGGAAAGGUGCAAAUUAAGAUGAAUAAACAAUGUCAUGGUCAAUCCUAGUCACCCAUAGGGAGGGAUUGGGGAGAGAGGUUGGGCAACUGAGCAAGUAAGGGGAUAGUAGAGAGGGAUGGGGGGGGAGGGAGGGGUUGGGCAAUUGGGCAGGUAAGGGGGUGAACAGGUUAAGAAGCAAGGUGGAGAAGGUUAGCAGGGGGUUGGUGAGUUAGGUGUGGGGGAGGUUGUGAGGGAGUAAGGGCAACAUUUUAGGGGGCUAAGGAGGGGUAGAGCAGAUAAGAGGGAAAGGGAGGAGAGAGUAAGCUGGCCAAGGAGCAAGGAGGGGAAGGUUGAAAGAAGGUUGGAGAGUUAUAUGUACCAGGGGUGUGUCAGAGAAUAAGGAGCAAGAUUUUAGGAGUAAGGAGUCACACCAGGUACAAUUGUUUAGUAGCUGAAGAUUUUUCCUAUUGAAAUCAUAUGGUAUAGUUCCUGUUUCUCUUUUUCAGGACCUUAUGAGCCGUGGGAUCUCAAGCAAAACAAGCCUUCCAUCCAAUUAUGAAUUCAGUAGGUCUCAUCUAUGGCAGUUAGGAUUAAAUAGUGAAGAGAAAGUUUAAAUUGUGGGUGUUUUGAAGAGUUUAUAGCAUUUUUAGCUAAAGCAAUGGACUGUACAUGACUGUAUACUUAUGAAAAAAGACCUUAAAUUGAGUGAUGAUGAUUUUGAGUGUGCCGUGUUUGAUCUACUAUUAGCAAAGUGUCAAACUAAAUAUAGAAUUGUGGUUGUACUAUCUUCAAAUGAUAGAUCAUAAAUUAAGUAAGGAAAGUGUUUUGAGAAUUCUCUGUUGAUAUUCUGUCUCUAAUAGCUGUGUUGGUUACUUAUUUUUUUAAAGUUUUAAAGCCUUUGUCUGCUGAAUGUCAUGUUGUGAUGGACCAAUCAUCAGAAAUAGUACUUGACACACCUAAGGUAUUUGAAAAAGUCUGCAAAUUUUGGGUUUUGAAAAGCUCCCUAUUACUGGUAGAAAACCACUAUUAAUUAUUUUUCAAAAUUUUUUAUCAUGUUUUUCUUUACAGCUUCUGAUUGAGGUGUUACAGCAGGAGUUAUCUCUAGUAUUUACCCAGACCCAGGUAAAUAUCAAACCAAAAAGAUCUGAGGAGGUGCUAUUUGUAAAACAUAUUGCUAAAAUGUCUUUUCCAGUUUUUUUUUUAAUCUUAACUCAUAUUUGUAUGUUUUGGUUGUAGUUUCACAAUGUGAUGGAUUUGAUUGAAUCAUUUGAGUCAAUGACCAUAAACCAACGUUACUUAAGAUAUCAACCAACAUUACCAGUGAGGAGAGAUCCAGCCGCAUGGUAAACACUGCUUUCUGGGUCUAAGAAUCAUGUACACUGUUGUUAUACAUUUCUGUAAAUUUCAGUCAGAAUUGAAAAUAAUCCUUGUAAAUCCCCCGCUCUCCAAGCAUCUUUGUUCUGUUAGCCUGUUUUCCUGAAGAUAUAAAUUAUUUUAUUCUUUAAACCUUAUAAACCCAAGGCAUCCAAAGCCUAAUCAAAAAUUUUCUGUACUUCAAGCUGGAAUUAUUAUAAUUAUUGUUAUUCUCAUGGAGAAAAAGUGUGUUUACCCAUAUCAAUGAAAAUAAAAGAUAGGAGAAUUAUGAAAAAAGGUUCAGAGAAGAAGAAGUUUUCAAGAACAGAAAGGGAAAAAGAGGCAUUUGAGCAUUUUUUGCCAGAAUUUCACUCAUAGGUGGAUUAAUAAUUAAGUUCUCUGAGCGGAUGUGAAUUUUAACAACAUUAUCAGUAGGGGUGCAUUUAUUUUCUUUUAUAAUCUUGCAGGUGGAAAUAUGCAUACACUGCUAUUUGUGAGGAGAAAAUUAGAUGCUGGUCAUGGGAUCGCAUAAAGGAGCACAGGUAAAUUAAUGUAAAUGAUAACAAGGAGAAACUUUGUUAUCAAAUUUUUGUUUUGUUUUUUUUUUAGUUUUAUUUUUAUCAAGUUUCAUGAUUUACAGUUGAGUCCCUUAAUGAAAUGCCCUGGGAAUAUAUAGCAAUCAGGGUUCAAGUAAAAACAAAAACGAAACCCUCAUCAGGAAAAUUUAAGGGGGAGGUCACUUACUAGGGUCAGAUGGUUCUAUAGUGGAUUGAAUGUAUUUUGCUUCAGUCUAGGAAAGAUCACUGAAGAUUCUGCAAGAGUGUAAUUAGGGUACAUGGAUGUCAAGAGCUCAAUAAUCCUUUGAGUAGAACUGAGACCAAAUUAUAUCACAAGGGUCAAUCUGAAGUGGGAACUUAAUCAUGAAGAGAAAUUAAGUUAAUGCAAUGAACUGAUUGAAAGGGAAAAAAAGUUGAAAACAUGAGUGACUAAGUCAUGACAGAUGGUGUAAUUUUCUACAGGAAUCACUCCAUGUGGUAAAUCACAAGCAACCAAUGCAAUAUAGUAUUACUUUGGACUUGAAAUUUAAACUGCAUCAUUGACUAAAUAAUAAAUAAAAUAAAUAAUAAAGUUAACCUUUUACUGUUAAUACGUGUAGCUCUAUUUCUACUGCAUAAAUGUAUUGAUUACUAUCCAUGUCUUCCUCUAUUUAGGAGAAAGUAUCAUUUGUAUAAGCACCUUUGGGAGAGAAAGUUAAAAGGUUUAAGUGAGGAUGAACAGUCUUCCGUUAGAAAUAACAUUCAGGUAUACACUUUGAGGGUUUUGCAUUUAUCUAGUAAUUUGUUAUGACUUUUAUUGUUUAGUGGUGAUUCCUCAGUAGCAUUUGUACUUACAGUAUUAUUUAUCUACUUUCUGUUAGUCGUUGGAAGAUAAACUUGAUAUUCCAAGUAUUUUGAUUGCAAGGAGACAUGCAGAAAUAGAAGUAGGUUUCUCAUAACAAGUAAUGUUGCUUGCAUAUACAUGUAAUGUAAUAUGGGGGCUAAGCACACACCGUUAUGCAUUUCUUUACAAAAUGAGAAUAAGAUGUAUAACAAAGGUCUCAGAUAAUGUGUAGCUUUGAGUUCCUUUAACCCUUUGAUCCCUAAGAGUGAUUGACAUCUACUGUCUCCUUACAUAAUUUCCCCUGAAUCACAUGUUAAAGAUAUGAGAAUAAAGGAGAUAAUCAAGGACUAAAAAGAUCUUGAUUGUUAAACAAAUUCUCCUUUUCAGCAUGUUAGGAAAUUUAUAGAGAACAGUAUGGAGAAUAUGCAACCUGAUGUUAGGGUGUAAAGGGUUAAGUUACAGUGGGUUCAGGCUUAAGGAAUAGCUGGAGAUACCAUGGGUGUGAGUUGUUAUGGAAAAACUACAUUGUGAUGACAACACUGACAAUGGUUAAGCUUGGGAGGAAAUCCAGAUGGAGUUUAAAAUAACUGAACUCUUCUUAACCCUUGUACUCCCAAGAUCUCAUUAGUAAUUCUCCUUACUGUCUGCCAUACAAUUCUUAUGAUCUGAGUUUGGAGAAUUUGGUUUUGGAUCAAUCAACAAUCCUCCAAAUUAUUAAUAUUUUUCUUUAUUCUCAUCCCUUGUAUGCUUGUUGUAUCAAUGAUGUAAGGAGAAAUUAUGUCUUGGUCACUCAAGAGAGUUAAUUAGUUAUUUGUGCUUGUAAAUAACUGCAUGAUGUUUAUUUCAGAAGAUUCAGUUUUAAGAGUGUAUACUUUACCUAAUGGUGAAUGCCCUCUUGACAGAAAGUGACUUUCCAAUAAUUAAAGCUCCUCAUUGAAACCAUUUUCUGAAACUUCUACAGUUUAAAAUCAUUUCUUGGCUCUUUGGAAGUUUGCAGUGCUCUAAGAUUUUUCAUUGAGGGAGUUUAUCUUUUUCUUUAUUCUGAAGGUUCCUCCAAGUCAAAGGUUUAAUCCAAGCAAAAAAAAGAAGUCAAAUCCCUGGUGGUUGUGGUUGGGUAUUGGGUCUGGAAGCUCCACUGACUAUGAGGGAGUCAUGAAUCGAGAGGAACAAGGCAUGGAAAGACUGGUUUACGAUACAUUUUUUCUGAUUAUAUUGGAACAAAAACAGUAAUGAACAAUUUUGUGGGAAAUCUGCAUUUGAUAUGUUUUAAGACUACUUUUGAAGAUGUUGGCAUGCUUUUGAGGAUCUCAGAUCGCUGAAGGCCCUGAAAACCUCUUUUUUCAAUUUUCUUGAAAUUUUUUUAUUUUUUAUUGUUUCACUAAUACUCAUUCAAAUACCCUUUUGAGUUUUUUGUACAUUUGAUGACAAUUCUUGAAAGCAUCUUUUUUGGACAACUUAGUGGAGAAACAUUGAAUAACAAAUAUUUUUCUUCCUAACUUUCUAUAGAGGAGGACAUUUGGUCAAAAUUCUCAGUUGCAGCUCUUUCUGUUGAGGAAAAGGAAAAGUUGUACAAAGCAAUUGAUUACAAUGAAAGUGUGCGGGUGAAAUAUCCUACAGAGGUAAUGCUACUGUGAUGUUUUAUAAGUUCUUCCCUAUUUUACUCCUCUUCUACAGUGUUUUUUUCUCUUCCUUCUCUCCUCAUCCCCUUUCCUUAUGGUAUUCCUCAUUUCAAUCCAUCCCCCCUUUUGUUGUCUCAAUCUUGGUCUCUCUAUUUGAUCCAUCAAUCUUCGAAACCGGUAAUGAUCUAGUUAUUUACGUUAGGCGGAAUAGAAAGGAAACAUGGAAAAUUAUCACUAACUUUGAAAAAUACAUGUAAGUCUUAAUGUUUACGUUUUUCACACAUGUUACUCUUCUCGACGGGUUGCAGUUCAUUAAGUCAAGGAUUACCUUCAACCUGGACAAAUGUACUUUUGAACUCUUGGACGCAACAAAUUGGUGAGUCACAUUGCUAUCUCUACUGGAUCAAUACACUUUUUCAUUGAUAAACUGUCUUCAGCCUGUUAUACCAUUUGUCAUGUCAUAUUUCAUUUCAGUAAAAUAGCUCAGUUGGAUACUGAAGGAUUUGAUGCAACUUUAGAACACAGGCCGGCUCAGGGAGCCUUUCGGUGAGUUACCAUGCAUCCUAAAAAGCAAAAUCGUGAACGAUUUCUCUAACCAUUGUAGAAACGAUUCUUGUCUCCAAUGGUAUCACUUUCUCUAUAAUUUUACUCUCGAUAAACGUUACCAAUGUUUUUAUCCCUCUUAAUGGUCCCAGCUAUCGGAAUUUAACAGCUACUUUUGUCACCAAUUUAUGUGGGCAUAGCAUUAUUGUUUCCUUUCAACUAGAAUUUUUUCUGCCGGUCUCAAUCAUAUUGCAGAGGAGAGGUAGGAACCUUAGGCUUUUCAUAAAUGUCUAUGAAAUAACACUUACAUGUACACGGUCUUGUCAGUUCCUGUGAAUUUCAGUGAUCUCUGCGAGAUCUUUGAAAUUCGUCGAAGUAUGUUUAGAGAGAAGCCCUGCAGGAAAUGAAUGCGUGAAAUAUAGUCAAAGAAUAUUGUCGUUUGGGAUUUAGGUUUCAUGGUAAGGUUAACAAAUUCAAGAUGCUUGGAUAUUCAGAAGAAGCUACGGAAAACCAGCUUAUUCUUGUUUCAUCCAAGAGCACCCUUGACGGUGAGUGUGAAAUCACAUUAAAAAUGUUUUACGGCCUUUGAAUUUGAGUGACAUUCCCUGAAAAGUGGCGAUCCCUUAUUUAAUGGUUCUUUGGUUUUGAUUUAGGACAUGGAACAGCUCUAGUGCAAUGUACAUUGGAAACUAAGCCUCUUGAAUUGAAAGCAGACUAUGCAGUAUCCCUGAAGGUGGAGCCCGUUCAGGCUGUUUAUGAUGCGGUAGGUUGUUGAAGAAAUGAUUUUCGAAAUUUUAACUUGAUGUUGCCUUCUUGCGUUUGUUUGAAGUUGACUUUGUGAUGCAAUAUCUCACAUAGAAUUGAUUUUUUUAAUCUUAUACGAUUUAAAUCUGUGGGAACAUGGUAGUUUUAGGUGUGAUGCCAUGGAAUCUGCAUCGAAUAGUCUUGAUGUGAGCCACACCCAGGGUCGCUGUGUUGUGUAACUCUCACAGAGCUUCUCUCAGUCUAAGAGCGUAAUUAAGUAAUGGCCAAAUGGUGCAGGAAAAAAGCUAAUGAAACGCCAAGGAUUAACUUGCUAUAAAGAAGCACACCAAAGUAAUAUUGAUGUUAGUUUCUUCACGCUACAGAAACAUAGAUGCACAGAAGCUUCGGAAGCCAUGCGACGAGUCUCUCAUGAAUGCAGAAUAUAACUUAACACUGUAUGUCUCAUAUAUAAUAUCAGCAGCCUCGAAAUAAUUGAGAGCGUUUAUUCAUCUUGGUCAAAUUAGGGCUGGCAUAUUGUAUCCAUUGAAUGUUGUAAGCCACUUGUUCCGGCAUUCUUCACACUUGGCACCCAAGGGAAGGAAAAAUACGAUUUGACUCGAAGGUCAACUCCUUUAUAUUUUUUCUUUCAGCACACCAUUGAUAAAAUAAUCGCAUUCUUCUACAUGCCAGAAAACUCAAAGUUUCAGGAGUAAGUGAUUUCUUUUCAUCAAUGUACACCACGAGAAAAUGUCUAGUGUACUUCUACUAGUUACUGUUCUGAUUAAUCCUAUUUAGCAAGGUGAUCUGCCACGGUUUGCUGUGGUAUUUGUGUUAUCUUAGCAGUUCAAACUUGGUUUUGGCUCGUCAAAUUUUACUGAGGGGCUUUCUGCUUACAGUAAACUUUCGUUUUCAAUCUUCAUGCUAUGCUCCUGUGAUUUGUGUUAAAUUGUAAUCAAAGCAAGAAUUGUAUUGAUGGUGAUGACAGAAAUUGAGUUCAUUUAUGCAAGCGUGAAGCAUAGAAAUAUUACUCAUCUUUAGGGAGGAUUAAAACCUCGAUUUUACGAUUACUUGUCUGAUGCUGCAUCACCGAGGUCUAGAGAGCUCUCAGGCAAGCAAGGCCACGUCCAUGUGUAUUUGGUUCAGUCCACACGCUAACAAGUAGCUUUAUAGUGCUGUUUAUUUCCUUGUUAAAGUACCAUUUAUUGAGAUGCUUGAACCAUGCUUACUCAGGCUUGGGGAGGCAGCAGCCAGCAAGCUUCAGGACCUGAGACGGUGGACCCGCGCGGGUUUGGAGUACGCGAUAACUCAGCACGAGGUUAAGAAGGAAAUAUUUCGUUAAGCUACUUGAUGAUCAACACAUAGAUGUUUUUCUUUUCAAUACCCUGAUUAGACAGGAAUUUUCUUUUAUUUACCAACUAUAUAUCCUAUAUAUUUCAACUCCCUUUCCUUUGCGAUCUGUUUGAAGCUUGUCUCGUGGUCUUAUUUGGUGCUACUGCUCUAACGAAACGAGUGGACUUUAAAAAGAAUCCUAGUUUGUGAUAAAAUGAUUUUAAUAGCACAUCCUUACCUGUAACCCCUCGAAGGAAUCUACUAUCAUUGUUGUCCCAUAAAUGUUAAUGCAGAGAGAAAGAGAUCAAUAACGUUCUUCUUUUCAUUAUGUACUUUGUAAAUUAAUUCAGGCUGCGUCUUGCACUGAAAUUUAUUGUGAAAGAAUGGCUUCUCAUAGAUUUUGUUUCUUGAAGGUUACAUACCUUGAUUUAGAUGUGAGGUCGCCAUUCGUGGUAAUUCCUGAAUAUGGAACUCUGCAAAGGUACUACCUAAUUGGACUGAUGCAACACGAUCCAGAGGAAAAAUAAUGGACCUCGCUGGUUACAUUUAAUUCUGUUAAUAGCUUAAGUUGAACGGUGUCAGUAAGAUUUAAGGGAGUUGCUUGGUCCUUAUCUUUACUACUCCUGAAAAAGCGUAGAUGGAAAUUUACCAUUUAUCGCGUUUUUCAGCCAAUUCUGCAGUGUAGCCUAACCGUUCGAAAUUUGUCUUCAGGUGUUAUUAACAAUUAUCUUUCUUCUCCAUAUUUUUUAAAAAACUCUGUGACUUAAACCACACAUGCAUGACGUUCCAGAAUUGCGCUGGUUAUUUCAAGAAAUUUAGGGUUUCUGUUGAGGCCUCGGGCCUUGCAGGUUUCUCUUUUAAAUACGACAUUCUUUUCUGAGCUACACCGUUUCUUUUCCCUUAUCAAUCAGGUGCGCUUUUUGUUUCAAUCACUUUUUCAGGGAUGGAAGUGUUCUUGCUGUUGACUUGGGACAUCUGAAGGUGGUCAGUAACUUGGCAUCUCGGGACACAAGUGUCAGGGUAAGUAUCACCUGAUUAGUAUACUGAUUACUGAUGCACCUGUAGUUUUGUUGUAUGCUGGGCAGGGAAUGCACCUAGAGUUUGCACUGUGAAUUGUGAUAUUUUGCAACAUAUCCUUUCAAUAUUCUUUCUAACAGACAGCGACUGAACAGGAAUUAGAGGAGAUGUUCUAUGACAAGUUUGAGAUGACUUUGGGUGAUGUUCAAGUUAUGAUUUUUAACAAGGGUUUGUGAUUCAGUGUUUUUUACCUUUGAUACAUUUUUGCGCCCUUCUGCCUUGAGCAAAAUAACUGAUUUUAUCAUUAAUAAGAUUGGAUUUGUAACUUUUUGAACGUGUUUUUUCUGAAGAUGUCAAGUGGGAAUCAAUGCAAAGUGUCUCAAGUUCACCUCAUCACAUUUUACCCUCCACUGCUCUUAAAAUGAAGUUACAGAAAAGCAUUACGACUGAUAAUCUACAACUUCCAGAGUGAGUAAAUUGUGCAGUAAAUGGUUUGAACCCGGGGUAACAUGUGAUAGUGUUAUAUGGCUAGACUUUCAGUCAACAAAACGAGCACCGUGAUUGGUUGAUUCUUGGUCACGUGCCCUUGAUCAAAUUCAAAUGUAUCCCGACCGAGAUACAAUUGCGCAGUUGUUGCCUGCGCGCCGAAUACAACAGCAUGUUUUUGCCAUUUGGUUGUUUAAGGGAAAGUUUAAAUAUACAAUAAAGCACUUCGUCUCGGGAAAGAUCAGGACUCUCGGGAAAACAAAAGUAACUGUUUCCCUCGGGACCAUACAUUAAGUGUAUAGUGUAGUCUGAUUGUCCGAGUGAUUGUAGUUUUGAGAAGGGCUGUUGUUGACUUCCGCUGUUGUUGACUUCCGCUGUUGAUGACUUCCGUUCAGGUCAUCGAAACGUCAGUCACCACAACCGACAACAGUCCUUCUCAGGACCACACUCACUCGGCGAACGGUCAGACCAAACCAUCACAUGAGCAAAUUGUCUAAGCAUAUGUAGGUGUUUCGUGGUACACAGGAAGUGAGGUGCCAACAAGUUCCUUGUAUGUGAAUCCAGUAACAUGGCAUUCGAAUGAUGUAAGGAACUCCAAGGUCAUGCUACCAAACUCUCCUGGCUGCUUUAGAUAGUUAAUUCUGCUUCAGCGCCCGAAAACUGAAUUUUUUUUCAGGUUUAAAGUAUCAUCGGUCCUUCCAUCGUUGCAUUUAAAGUUAUCAGAUGAAAAAUACAAGAUGCUGAUGAAGGUAUAAAAGUGUCAUUUCGUACAUGUAGUUUCACCAAUUUGACUUAUUUGACCGUUUUCCUUGUGUUAUUUUCUGUCAUGAAGAGCAUUGUAGCUACUAAUCUUCAAGUUUUUCGCAAAGUUCUUAGAUCACUUACCGUUUGGAGUGCAGCAACCUGUGUUACUGGAAGAAAAGCGCGCUGAUGUCAAAUCGAAGGUGGGAAACAUCGAUUUUAAUAUCAUAACGGGGUCUCUCGAUGGAAUUGAUCAUUUGAUUGUUUGUUCCCAAUAUCGGUGUUGUCAUGAAAUGAGUGCCCGACAAAUCAGAUCACUGAUGUACAUCAGUUUUCAUGCGCCUUACUCCCAUAGGUCUGCGCGCUAACGUCAAUCUUUUACUCGCUAUUUUUUUUCCGACUCGUGGGACGGACCUCGUCGAAAAGUAUGGCUGCUCGUAGUCAAGUGUUUCUAAAACCUCAGCAAGAGAGGACAUUAUUCAAAAUAAGACAAGUUGAACUCAGGUUUUUCGGGACCAGCACGCAACCUGUUAGGCCAAGCGCAGCACACUUGUAUAUAGUGUAUAUAAUGUAUGUAAACCGUAACAAGCAGCACGUUAUUUGAAUAAAUGCAACUUUGACUCGAGUUCUUUGUUAUUGACAUUAAAAUCUGAUCUGUUACCAGACUGAAUGGAGACACAGCUCGUCAACUCUUUCUUUAGAGGAAGCGAGCGAUCUCGAAGCUUUGUUUAAAGACGCCAUGGUUACUCGAUUGGAUAGUGAAGGUAAUAGAGUAAUUUUGCGCCCUAAUGAAGGGCUAACGCUCGAAACUGACGUCGGCUUUGAAACUCUUUACGGUGGCCAAUUUUACGUUAUCAACUCAGCUGAUAAUACGAAAGAUCCUGUUAUACUAUCGCACCGACACAGCACAACAGUCUCUUUAGAAACUUGCCCCCUUUGAAGGUAAUAUACACUGAUCAUUUUACAUUCCGUACAACAUGGUUGGCGAAGUGUUUGUAUCAACUGUCAUGUUAUGCUUCAUGUGACCCUAAUUACGUUUGUCUCGAUUUAAUUUUCUCCAGAUGAAGACGUUCAGUGGCAUGACGCACAAGAGUACCUUCCAGAAGAAAGGUGGGUCAUUAGGUUUGCCAUUGGUUCUGAUAAGGCCGGAAAGUAAUUUGUUUCCUUAACGUCUCUUGUAUGAUAUAAAAUGAUUGGGCAUUGGAUACAAUUUUCAGCAGAAGAAACAAACGAAUAAGAGUGUUGGUAUCAUCAAAGAGUGAGUUUUUAAAAAGCUUUUAAAGGUAACUAUUCCUAGCCUUGAGUGACAUGUUUAGUUACAUAUUUCUGCGAAAAACUUGAGUUUGGUCAUAUGAGUCAUGCUUGCAGAAUGGUAAUUUCGUGGUAUGGUGGGUUAUACUACGAGUCAAAAAAAAUAAAAAAAGAAAGAUUGAGGUAGAAAGGAAAAAUGAGAAUUGAAGGAAAUUUAUAGCUUUGCAGACUUUGAAUUAACAAAUGAAAAACGCACUCUUUGGGUAAAAUUUUUGUAUUUUUGAUAUGUCACGAUUACACAUUUUGAUUCAUUCAGUCCUGAGGAUGGCCACAUUCAUCCCGUUGAAGCGCAUGAAGUCGACAAGAUCAAAUUAGCAGGAGAUUUCACUAUUGAGAAGGUAUUUUCGGGGUUAUUCCAUUUUCACUAUAACAAACUUUAUUUUACGACAAAUUCACUAUCUGUUUUCGCGAGGCGACCUCGUGUACAUAGAAGUUAACGAAGAAGGAGCCUUUUCGUUUCACGAUAGUUUAUGCGCAUGCCUCGACUUCGACACUUCAAAAGGUACUCUGGUAAUAGUUAUUAUGGGACAUUUUGAUAAGAACUCAAAGCAUCACAAAUAAGACAAAAAACAACACAAAAAGGCAAAAGAAACGCAAACAAAAAAGAAAAAGCAAUCAAACAAGCAAAAACAAAUCUACGGAAAAAAACAAAGACAAAAAGCACAGUUGACAAUGUUUAUGUACUCUACUCGCUACUGUUUUAUGUGGAGUUCAUCUAAAUUUAACCUGGCUUUUUUCAGCUUCUUAUCACUGUGGACAAAGCAGAUGAACAAAAAGCUGUUGGUAAUCCAUAUUUAUCUCUGGAAAUACGGGAUGUUGGCACAGAUUUGGUCGUUCAUUCGUGGGACAUUCAUGCCAAAGUUAAAAUUGGGUUUAUGCAGCUCCUUGAUAACCACUGGAAAGGUAGAAGACUUUUAGUUGCUUUCUUUCUUUUUUCUUUUUUUUUAAGUGAACUUUAAGAAAAUUAUUAUUUUAUGUAGUCGUGGUGGAUAUGAGGUGGUAAAUAGCCAACGAAGGACUCAGCGCAGAGCGGGAUAUCACCCAUGCAGCUCAACUCAACAAGCAUGAGAGGUUGUCAGUUGAUAAUCCAAUGAAAUAGUUGAAAAUCGGCCAUGAAAAAACUAAUCUUCUGACGUAUACACUUAAAUAACUUGAAAUACAAUUCUAUGAUUCUUUCUUCCUGGAUACAGACGUUGAUGGUAGCAACCUUUGCGUGUUGAAUUCGUCAGCCACAGAUGACUGGAUUACCGUCAGUUACGUCAAGGUAAAUUCUAAGUUUCAUUGUUAUUCUUGUAGUGGGAGCUUCGCUUCAGAACACAUCUUACUUUGUCUAUCGCUGCCGUUAAAAAGUUUAAAUGAAAUUAUGACUCACCACGUAUAUUUCAAAGAGUAACCUGAUCUUCCCCUAAAUUGGCUUUAAAUUCGCGGUCGUAUUGAGCAACUAGGCCGCUUACCGGUGACAUCACAGAUUAUCGCCUCUUUUCUUGUCUUUCUCAAACCGACCUGUUUAAAAAGUAAGGAGACAUAAGAAGAGGCAUUUUCCUUUUCAAUAAAAUAUAUUUCUUCUGAUGAGCACAGCAGUAGCUGUUUGAGAACCUUGCGUUCAGAAUUUUCAUGAGCGGCUUGGUUACAGAGGUUUUCAAAAUGGCAGCGCUUAAGUCGAACUGUUAGCCCCACAGAAGAUCAUUUUCGAUUGAUUUUUAUAGCAUACUUGUAAUUCACCUUUAAUUUUGUUUUAAGAGACGAAGGUGUUUUUUAACUUGCUUUAAGUAAACUCCUCGAAGUUUACUAUGUAUGUAGUGCUCAUAAUAUAAGAUGCUGAUUAUCGUAUUGGUUUUUUUUGCAUUGAAUUUUUUUUAGGCUGAUCCAUCAGGCCCAGAGUUCAAAGAAAAGUUUCAGUCAAUUGAGCAAUUGAUUGAAAUGAGGUUCAGCUCGUUAAAAAUGACAGCCAAACAGGAAGCUAUUGCAAGUUUCCAAAUAUUUGUCCUGAGUCUGUUUCAAAGGUAACUGUAGGUCCAGCAUUUUUAAAUGCACUUACAUGUGUUAAAACACUCUAAUAUCGAAAUACCUUUUGUUUGCUUGAGUUAGAAAAAUUUUCAAAAAUACCUUUAUUUUUAUUUAAAUGGCUCAGAUAAAAUAUCUAAAAGAAAAAACAUCGAGGCGAAUUUUGCACCUUCUUACAGAUUAAUUACAAUAAUGGGUGAUAUGAAAGUGGAUGAAGUAAAGUGGCAAUUGAACUUCGUGUCUUGCAAUUUUGGUCUGAAAUCAAAUGUGAAAUCACACGGAUGAUUUAGACUAAGUUUCACUCCACCCAGUUCAAUUACCAUUAGUUAUUGAUUUCUAUAUGGGCUUUGCAGCGAACCUGAGUGGCCAACUAUUCCUCAGCGGUUUCUGGAGACAAUCAUGGAGGAAGAUCACCCUGAUGGCUCGAUUGGCAGAGGUAUUGCUCUAACAUUAAUAGAACAACUAAUCCUGGGCUGCUAUGUUCUUUUUUACUAUGCCCUGUGACUGCUUAAUCGCAGUCGUGCUGUUAGCCUAUGCUUUGACCAGCCACUGUGACUGCUUUUUGAGUUGUGGUUUUUAAGACAUUCAUUCCAAAAGUCGCCCCGGGCUGUUAAUGCUGCUGUCAAAAUCGGUGACUGGGUAGACAUGCUUUGGAAUAAAUUCCGUUCUGUUGUUUUAUAGAACUUGUGAAAGGUGUAGAUGAAGAAAAGAAGACUCAAAGUGAUACUGGUGUUGUCAACUUUAAGAUUGUGGCAAAAAUAGAAGAAGUUACAGUAAUUCUCAGUUCAAUGGAUCGCCAUGUUGGAAAGAUGGAUGUCACAGGUUCGUAGCUUCUGUCCUCACUGUCUCUUAUGGAUAUUUCUUGAGGCGGAAGAUUUACUCAGCUCAGAUUGUUUUUUUUUGGCGAACAGGUCUUGAUGUCAGCGUAGACGUAGUUCCCGCUGAGGUGAACAUAACAACCAAGUGAGUGCACUAAUUGUCCUCGGAAGUCUGAAGGUUGUCCAAUACACCCAAAUUGAGUAGAUUCGUCUAAGGUAGCCUUCGAGUCGACCUGCCAGAAGUCAGAAUCGAGUCAGAUUGGGUGUGUUGGACAUGUAUGGGAGGUCUCACUCUUUUCCUUUUUUACGAGAGUAAAAACUUAAGAUAGGCCUCGCGUUAAUCACGACAGCUAUUGAGGAAUACACAUUUUAUUACGGUACUAGAUAAAUCUCGCCUUUGCACUAGAAGGAAUAAGUUUUCAGUUUCCUAUCUCUACCACGAAACGUCUCAAAAAAUGGCCAUUUUUCUGUUACGAGAGAGUAGCAGAUGUGAUUUGCAAUUGUUGUCGUUCAUAUUUAUAUCGGAUUCAAAUUUUACCUUAAUUUCCCGGUUUUAAGUUUCCUACCAGUGUUGGAAAACAAAGGAACAAAACUGUUUAGGUAUAACGAUCAUUUUUGUUUUCCAGGUUGAAAGACUUGGAUAUUAAAGAUCUUACAGACGGAACGUUGUAUCCUCAGGUAAGAUUGAGUUGUUUGAACUUGUCUAUUUAGAGGCGACAGUUUUCAGUUGAGUUUCGAAAAACCAAAACCAAAGUAUUCUCAAUUGCCAGUUAGAACGAAGAUCGACGUCGUCGUCGUCAGCCGAUUAGAUAUGAAACGCAAGUGCCCGAAUCACAAAUAAUUUUAAUUGUGAAUCCGAUUGGUUGAGAAGGUGAUGUACGUUUUAUGGACUAAUCACAGAACGAGGUUAUGCAAAACUUAAUCAAUCAUGAAAUACUUUCGACACAAUAGAAAACUGCUCUAGCAUAACAACAGUUAGACAGACGAUUUUGAUGCCUUCUCUUGUAGGGGAUACUUCAUUUUUGAUACUUGUAGUUAUUAUUAGAUAGAUAGAUAGAUAGUUUAUUUAUCCACAUAACGCCUAGGAGCAUUCAGUAUACUCAUUUACAAUGCGCACGUGCAAUUACAAAAUCCUGAAAAUAAUGAAAAUUACAUAAGUAUAAAAGACUAUAAACAAUCAUGUGCAGGGCACAUUAACAAAUUCCUUUUAUGGUGCUUAGCGAUAAAUAAACGGUACAAGGUUGAAUUUGUCUAUUAUACUUCUAAAAGUAUUCACAUUACCAGCAAUUCUAGCAUUGCUUGGUAAAGUAUUCCAAAGGUGGCUGGCUAUGGAUGCAAAGGAAUUAAGGUGCCACUUGCUGUUAAAAAAAUUAUUUGUUUUGUCUAACUCAUAGACACUUUUCAAUAGAAUCAAACUGUAGAUGUAUGAAUUUUUCUCAUCUAUUAAACAGAUUUUAGACUUGGCGGAUAACACAGUUUUUGACUGCAAGGUUAGUUGAAUAUCCCAUCAAACAUUUUUUGGCACAGCUACCGAUACAGGUUGAAAGUUUAACAACGUUUUGAUAAAGAGUAUUAUGACCCGAAUUUUUUUCCUUUUUUUUGUACAACGUUAAGGUAAUCAUAUUCAACAAGUCCUUACAAGGAGCCAUUGCCGACCAGGAUCCGACAGCUCUCGAUUUCUCAGUCAACGUAAAACUUGGAAAACUCCGAUUUGUAUUCCUUGGCUAUUUUGUAGCUCAUCUUCAGGUUAGUGAGAUGUUUCUGCCUCAAGUUAGAUUUACGUAUAUGAAUCCUUUGUGGAACUUGUGUGGAUGAAUAACGAAGGCAAACACGCAGUUUUCUCUUCUCUUCUGGUUUCAGAAUUUUCUUCAAGCAAUUGCAAGUCCAGAAACAGUUGCAUAUGCCCAGGAAGUAACCCAGAAAGCAGUUCUGAACCAGGUGAAACCCAUAAUUAACAACGUGCGGUCAAAAAACCAACGACAAGAACAAUAGCAAAAACGUCAACAACAUUAACUCCUUAACUCCCAGAUCAAAUUUGUAAUUCUCUCUAAUGUCAACCAUAUAAUCCUUAUAAUGUUAGUUCAGAGAAUUUAGUAGUGGAUCAACCAAUUAUCCCCAAAUUAAUAUAUUUCUUUAUUCUCACCACUUGUCUGCUUGAUAUCGUAUUGAUAUUGUUAGGAGAUAUUCUGUCUUCAUCACUCAUGGGAGUUAAAGGGUUAACAACUUCUACUAGAUAGUAUUUGGCGACUGUGAUCUGCAUUUGAUCUUUUUGUUUUUGAAAGCGGUCGCUGACUCGUACAUGUUGAAAUAGUUUCAGUUUUUUCAUUCUCACUCAAUGGUUUGCUUCACAGUUCUGCAAAAUUAAUAGUGGCUGCUUGUUGCCUUGUAGCUUAAUCAGCAAUGGAAGAAAUAUCUUAGGCUGCAUGUAUUCCGGCUUACAAUCUUUGGGCUAUUUGUAACGGGUCACCUGUUCGGUAUCGGUGCUAUUUGGCUCACUGGCCUAUUCUAACUUGCUUUUUAGGUUCAGCACAUCCAAAAACAGGGAGCUAAGAUUGGAUUGAACGUUUUUGUAAAUGCACCACAGAUCAUCAUCCCUUGCAAUUCAAGGUCGAGCGAAAAACUCGUUUUAGACCUCGGACAAUUGCAUGUUAGUAAUUCUAUAAUCAACUCAUCUCAAUAUGGACUUCUUGAUCGCAUGGAUGUACGAUUCAGUUCAUUUCAAGCCUCAGGGUAUGUCCCACAUUUUAUAUUUCUUUGAGAAAUAGUCGUUGAAAUUCAAUCUGGUGUACAAAGAUUAAGGUUUUAAAUUUAUCACUCUUCGUAUUUUUCGUAGAUGUGUACCAGGAAACGUAAAGUUACGGACGUUUUGGCUUACGAUUGGCAUCUAUGAAAUCAAUUUUAUAUCACUCCUCAAAUUUAUUUUACCAUAUAGUUCUAGUGCGUGGUCCUUAUCUCUCCAUUCCACAGUUUUGAGAAUGAUUGGGACGACCCGGGCGAUAAUCUGGAAACUGGGCUUAAGUUGAGCUCAUACUUUUCACAUUUUACUCGUGUGGUGCUAUAUUAAUAAACUUUCUUGUAUCCUUCGAAGAAACAUGAUUCUUUUGAUUCCAUAUUUUUCUAUUACUUAGCUAUUCUCAAGUGGAAAAUCAUCUCAGUGAGCAUUUGAUUGAACCAGUCGAGUUGAAAGUCAUUGUAAAAAGAAGACUGGGGCUGGAUAAGAGCGAUCUCCCUUUGAUUGAAAUAGAGGGGAGUUUGGAGCUGUUUAAGGUAAACAUCUGGCCAUUCACAGGAUAUUACUGUGUAUCCCGCAGUUUAUUGAAAAGCGCCUUUUACAGGCAAGAUUUCCUUGACAAGCUUUCCUUUGACAACUUUUCUGGUUCGGUCUUGAUAGAUAGGAUUAAAAAAAUUAUGAGUAGAAUGAAUAUAAUUUAAUUCAUUUUUAUUUCUAGAUGAACCUGGGAGUGAAUGAUUUUCAGAUGUUGAUGAUGGUUUUGAACGAUAAUUUGUUGGAAGGCCAGAACGGUAAGUGUCAUUUUUGACUAAUGUGCAAUUGUAUUUUCACUGCUGCUGUAGGUAAAAGUUUUUAGUAUGAAACAACUUCACACAAUUGUAAUGUGUUCUCUACGAGUUAAUAAAAUAUUUUGCUCAAUCUCUAGUGCUCGUGAACAUAAUUUUAUUUUUGAUGUGUCUUGUUGGUCAUCUUUUUAAAGAACGUACACCUGCAUCUAAAACUGAAGACAUGAAGAAAGAGGAGGAACAGAAGGACGAUCCCCCAGACAACACUGAUGCCAAGUCUAUGGAUGAAGUAACAAAUAUUAAAUGUCUCUUCACGCUGAAUAAGGUUUGUAUUAGUGUACCUUUUCUACGGGGGUUUAUUGUUACUCCUUUCCAAUAUUUUUGUGGUUGUGAGUGAGUGAUAUUCUUCAAAAGCACUACUCAUAUGUACGCUUUGCGUGCCUAUUUUUAUGUUCUCAUUUGAAGGAAAGUUGGAAAAAUAAGCCUCGGCUCUCACAAGCCGUGACUUAGAAGGGAACUCACGCUUUCACGAUCUAAUCAAGCCGCGGUUUCUUAAAAACGUGAAACCAAGAGCAUGAAUAAGUUGACGCUUGGUUGCCGCCUAUGCAAAACACACUGUGCAGGCGUAGGUGUCAUCACGCAUGCGUUUUCUUGUACUUGCUUACCUUCGAAAUUGAGGGAAGGGGGGGGGCGAGAGCGGUCGAAAUCAACAUUAAUGGGGAUUUAGGCGAAGGCAACUUAAGGGGAGAGCUUCUGUAGGCUGCGCUUGCGUUUUACGUUAGCUGUAGGAUAUUUCCUCGUAUAAAUGGCCCUUUAAUACAAAGGUAUGUUCUGACUUUUCCCGCUCUUAUUUACCUUUUCUGUAUGGUCCUUUUUAGUUUCAAGUUAGUUCGCCCAAAGUUGUUGAUGGUGUCUGUAAGCCAUAUUUGGUUCUUGAAACAACCAACUUGAGUGCCACUGUCACCAUGGAAACAUGGAUCCUCAAUGCAUCUGCAAAGCUUGGAGCUAUUGAGCUCGUCGAUCAUUUGAACAAAGGUAUUCCAAGUGUUCGAAAAGAUAGGUGGAAACAUGUCAAUUAAAUUACAUGUUUGGUUCACUUUUUGUGUCUCUGUUAGAUCUUGAGGGUAGAAGGGUUAUUAAAUAGCUGUUGGCCGUGUGACGGAGUUUCAAUUACAAUCCUUCAUUUGGCUUGAAUUGUUUAGCAGACGUAGAAGUGACUUUUGUAGAUCCGUGUAGUACUCUUAACUGUUAGAGUAGCUUCAUGAGUUACCAAUACUUACUCACAAAACACGACCAUAGGAAAAAUGGACAUUAACAAAUGCAGUGAGGAAAUGGAAAUUUUCUCUGUUCGCGUUAGAAAUGCAAAUCCUUUAACUAGAGUAUGAUAUGCAGUUUCGUAUAAAAAAGCAAUGACGAUGAAAAGACUCCGUCGUGUUUGUAAAACAUUUUUACUCCUGGCCUCGGUUGUUCAAAGGGCAGAUAACGCUCUCCACUGGAUAAAUCGCUCUUCGGUGGAUAGCGCAGUAAGUUUUGUUAACAGUUAUCCGCUGGAUAAUGAUUUAUCCGUUGGAUAGCGUUAUCCACCCUUUGAAGAACUGGACCCUGAUGUUUUGUGUUUCUUUAAGGUGCGGAUGGUUCGCCAGUAAAAUUUUUGUCUUCCUCUCAGGAUACAGAUCUUAUUUCUGUUUCAUACAAAAGGGUGAGUGAAAUGACGCCCAAAUAAGAAACUUUAACUGAACAUCAUUCUUUGGGAAGGCAGGAAUUACUUGAUGGGUUGUAUGUUUUCCUGCCCUGCCAAACCUGACUCAGUCAAUACGCAUUGUAUUAUGACUGUCGCUCUCCUGUAUUCUUUCUGUUCGCAUUGCACUGGGCUAGACGGCGUUUUCAGGCCGUGCCUCUCCUAUCUCGAAAUGUUUGUUAAUAGUAAAAGUUCUCGCAAGGCCGUACGGGUCACAUGUUAAAUUAUGGUACUUUAUGUAUAAGAAGUUGUCAGAGAAGAAGAGUUAGAUACUAGAUUAUUACUUUUACUGUUUUUCAAAGGUUGAUCCUAGAUGUCCAGAAUUCAAAUCGACAUUCCGCACCGUAGAGCAGCAAGUAAAUGUCAGUUUUUCAACGCUGAAAAUAGAUUGUCUUCAAAAAGCUCUGAUGGAUUUGCAAAUGCAUGGCCUUGCUCUUCUGUCGAGGUAACACAAUACAGAUACCGUAAUUAUUCUAAUAGACCAGUAAUAAGAUAACAAUACAUUAUUUUGUUCAAUAAUAUAGUAAAUUGUUUACGCUCUUGCAAAGAGAUGCUCAGGUUUUUGUUUCUCCAGCUAGUGCUUUCUAAAGAAGCCAACUAACGAAACAUUUAAAGCGAAUGCCCAGAAUUUCUCUGGUAACCAUCACACUCUCCCGUGUCGCUUUGUGGUUUAAAUGUAUAGUUGUUUUAGUCUUAUCAUUAAAGUAAGAAAGAAAGCUAUUUUUUUAAUUACUCCAAAGUCAUCGUCUUAUUCUUAACUUUCUUAAAACUUCCUUCAUCAGAAGCGCAUAAACAGUAAUUACACUUGAAAUGCAAUAUCAACUUAGGUUUAUUUACUUACCGAAAAAUUUUCCUCUUUUUUUUUUUUUUUUUUUUGUAGUUUAGGAGACUCCUCAAGCGCUCAGAAGCCAGACAGUGCGAUUAAUACUGAUUCAGAGCAGAAAGUACAAAGUGUCGUGAGCCUGAAGUUGAACGCCGAACUGUCAGAAGUGGAUGUUCUUGUCAGGAUCUCCCAUAAAAAUCUGGCGAGAGUCAAGGUUCAAGGUACGUGUUCACAACAUCUUAUUUCAGUUGCCAUUAACUCCAGAAGCUACCGACUGGAAAAGGCCUUUAACUACAUAGGACAGGCGCAAUUGUCUCUAACAGAAAUAUAGUUCAACAUGGCAGUACAGUUUCUUUCAACAAUUAGCUUUUAUCGUCGCGGUUGAUUUGACCUCCUUUAGAAUGAUCCUAUGAAAAACACUUUGUAGGCAUACCCUUGCAACUCUAAUUGACGUUCUACUUCAGGUUUAAGUGCAGAAUUUCUUCUGUGGGAUGACGGAAUUGUUUUAAAAUCCAGGUGAGUCUUGUUUUGUUAACUGCUUAACCCUUUGACUGCUAAGAGUGACUAACAUCUACUUUCUCCUUACAAUAUCAUCCCUGAAUCACACAUAAAGGUCACGAGAAUAAAGGAAAUGAUCACCAACUAAACAAGCUCUUGACUGGUGAACAGAUUCUCCUCAUCAGCACCUAAGGAAAUGUAUAGAGAACCGUAUGGAGAAUAUGCAUAUUGAUGUUAGGGUGUUUAGGGUUAUUUGCUUUGGGUCAAGAAAAUUGAUUUAGUCGAAGUUGGGAAAGGGCUGGGUUAGGUUCUGCACGUUGCCAUUUUCAUUGUGGAAAAAAAGGUAUCAGUGAAGCAUUGUAGUUAUCUUGAUAAACCAUAACAUACACGUUGCAGUGGAGUGACACUAUUUUCCAUCUUUAUUUUUUCGUUGUAGGCAGAAUGAUCUCUCUGUGGUCGACCUGAAUAGCCAAACCUAUUAUCCCAAGGUAAAAUUUCUUAAAUAAGCUGUUUGCUGCUUAAGUAUUUGGUGUGUCAAGGAAUAAAUGUCAAUGAGAUUUAUAUUCUGUCCAUAUAGAGAUCACCCAUUGUCCUCAUUGUUAAAAUCUAACCAAGGACACUUCAUCAUGUUAAAAAUGAGCUAUAUAAAGACACCUAUCGUAUAUAGAUUUAUCAAAAGUACACGCCAAAUCCUUGUAAUAUUUACGUUGAAUCCUGAGAAUAAUUGUGUUCUCCAACCUGCAUAAGGGUUUCAAUGUUGUGUUUUGUAAACUCAAUUACAUAUUUACGUGUUGUGGGAUAGAAAUGAUUAGAAUUAGCUACACAUCUACAUGCAUUCGGACGCUCGUAAAGGUAUGAUUGAAGCACAGGUUGAAGAUUUCAUAUGCAACUGAAUUUUUUUUUUGGAUUAAGCGGGAAUAACUCCUGUAAGGAUCUGAUGAAAUUUUUGGACACUAUCCCUAUGAAAAGUUUAAGGGUUAACAGGUUAUUCCUAGAACUUCCUUUUAAAUGAGAUAUAUCUUAAACGCAAGCAUUGUUUUAUUAAUUAUUGCUUUGCGGUAACGAAAAGCAGUGAUUUUAAUAUUUAUUCCUUUACUUGCAACGUCAGAUUAUCUCUGUGGAGAAUGAAAAUGUCUUUGACUUCGAGGUAUGAUUAACUUCCUCUUUUCACUUCGUAGCGAUGUCUUUGAAAUUAAUUCUUGUCAGAAGCUUUUAUGUAGACUAUGCAUCGUGGUCAAACAUUUGUGAGUUUGUUGUGUGUGCGGCCAGAAACCUGAGUUACCAUAAGUUUGUUGUCCAAAAUGGCGGCGCCCGAAGUCGAGUUCUUAACACAUUUCUCGACAGUGUUCGACAAGGUGUCAUUGGAAUCUACCACCGCAGGGGAAAGAAAAAAAUUUAACAUAUCUUUACAACUGCAGUGAUAAAAAUACGUGAUUUUUGAGCUACAAUGUAAGCUCUCCUUACAGGAAAAGUGAUCGAAAUGUUGCCAGUUUUCAAUGCAAAUGAAAUACCUUUACCUUAUACAAUUGAUAUGAUAACUUCAUGAUGAAGUAUCUCUCUUCCAGUUUAAAUAUUUCAACAAAGGAAAUCUUCCCAAGAGUGACCCAAGUCCUGCUGACCUUACACGACCGGAUGGGUACCUUGAGUUAAACAUUGGGAAAAUAAACAUCGUCUUUUUGUAUCGAUUCAUAACGGAAUUGAUGGUGAGUGCUUCAGUUUUUUGUGCAGAAAAAUUUCCUCUAUGGAGUUGCUGUAAAAAAAAGUUGCGGCAGUUAUCAGUUAGGCGGAACAAAUUGGAUUGUUAGAAGUAAUUUUAAUGGAAAACAAUGCCGUGAGGUUGAGUAGUUACGUUUAGCCGUAUAAAACACGAUGCUAGACUGUGAUUGGUUGGGUGACCUUGAACAUCUGUGAUUGGUGCAUUUUUAUCUUAGCUGUAUUGGUGAGUUGUGCCGUCGACUGGCUGCUGGUUUACAGCCCUGUUUUUUUCAUUCAACUUUUCGUGAGCAGUGAGACAAACGAUAAUACUUCGUUAUUUAAGUGGAAAAGCAGCGCUCGGCACCAGUAAGAAUGCAUCUUUAGUAGUAUUAGAAAAAUGUCAUCUGUACUCUUUUUUAACUCCAUCUAUUGCUUCUUUUCCAAAGCAAUUCGUUGAACCUUUAACAAGUCCUCAGUCAACUCAGUAUGUACAAGAAACAGCUCAAAGGGCAGUUACAGAACAGGUAACUUCAUGUUUUAAGUUUCUAUUAGAGUUGCAUUGACAACAGCGCCUUAGCCCUGUACUCUUUCGCAGUCUCCUCCUCGUCUUUUUGUCACACUCUUGGCAUUAUUACCCUCCCUCCCCUCCCCAACCUUCCCAUCUACAUUAUCUCUCCCUUUUCUUUUUGUCCAUGAUCCUCGACCGGAAUAUUUUAUUUUCUAAUUUCAUUGAUCCAAAGCUAUUGUCAGGACGCAUAAGGGUGUAGGUUGCUGAAGUAACUGUGGUGCUGCGUUGUUGGAGAAUAUUCCAAGAUAAUUUGGCUCUGUCAACUGAAUUGAUGAUGAAAAUUGGCCACCGUAAAGUUUUUCUAAAGGUGACGUUUUUAACGUUUCCCCUUCGUCUGGGCGAAUAAAAUUGUGAUGCAUUUUGCGAUGUAUUUUGCUUAUUGAGGUACCGUUAAAUGUGAUAUUUAAGGUGGAGUCCAUCCAUAGUCAAGGAACUCGCAUCGGCUUAAAAGUGGCCAUCAGUGCCCCUCUUGUGAUCAUUCCACGUCACUCUCGCUCAGCGGAUAUGCUUAUUGUUGAUCUUGGACAUUUGGAUCUUCAAAAUGAAUUUGAUGUUCUCCCUACAUCACUGAACGACGAGAACAAAGAGGCUGUAUUCGAUAUAAUGGAAUUGUCUCUUCAAUCGCUGCAACUAGCGAGGUGAGAUGGUGAUGAUGUUGGCUAAUAAAGGUCUUCAAAAUAGAAAUAGCUAUGAUGGAAUUUAUAAACAGUUAUGUACGAGAAACAGCUAGGUAUUGAUUUUACAAGUGGAUAGAGUUCUAUUGGUGUUUUCUCAUUUAGAUUCAAUGUGCAUAAAGGUGAAUUUUGUCCUGAGAAGACUACAUGAAAUAUCAGAAAAGAAAAAUGACGUUACUCAUAGUAAUGAAAUAUUAUCGUCUGUCUCACGAUGUCGUCGUUUCCGAUGUGGAUUGCGACGUUUCGUAAGUCUUCUUCAGGCGAUAAAGAAGACUUUCAGUACCCAGUUCAAACGUCUCAAUCCAUGUACGAAGUGAUCUCGUCGUGAACCAAACGAUAAUACAGCAGGUAAUUUAGUGUUAACGACUGAGUUGAAAACGUAAAUUAGCCACCCUAAAGGGUAAAAAAACUGACGUUUCGAGCGUUAGCCCUUCGUCAGAGCAAUCGCGGUGGCUAGUUUACGUUUUCAACUCAGUUGUUAACACUAAAUUACCUGCUAUACUCUCCCACCGACGCAGCACCACAGUUUCUUUAGAAACUUACCCCUUUAUUCAAACGAUAAUACACCCUUACAACUUGUAUAAUGUACUGAAAAGUUAUUACCAAAUUGCCUUCCUUCUUUACGUAGAGGUGUGAUGGAUACAAGUUCGUCUGCGGUGAUCAAGCGACAUCUCAUUGAACCAAUAAAACUAGAGGCAAACAUCAAGCGUUCUCUAUUACCUUCUUGCAAUGAGAUUCCAAUCAUAGAUUGCUCAGCUACUCUGGACUUUGUCAAGGUAUUUUUACUGUUUGGCUCACGAUGUAGUUAUUUCCUCUGUGGGGGCAACGUUUCGACUACAAAGUGAGGUGGACUGGUCACUCGUCACGCUAUACCCAUAAUGCUCUGGUAUCUUUUGCCGAAAAAAAAAAACGGAGAUAGAGAAUCCAUUGCGAAAGAUGUUAAAUUUUGUUCAAAUUUCACCAUCCCAACUACUUUAAUCUGUUUAGUGUUAUUUUUGAUGUUUGCUUCUAAAGAACACCUUUUGACUAUGAAUGGCAUAUUUUCUAUAACCCUUGAAGGAAAACAAGAAUUUGGUGUCAGAUCAAGAUUACAACUUCUACCUGAUAAAUUCGAGUCUUCUCAUAACCUGUUUGCUGGAUAACGUAUCGAUAUUGUAUGGAGAAUUUACAUGUGACUCGCCUCUGGGAGUUAAAAGGUUAACCCUUGCUUUUUUUCCCUUCCCUUUUUUAAUCUUUGUUUUCAGAUGAAUCUAGGUCGACAGGAUUACCACGUUCUCACGACACUUUUCCAAGAAAAUAUGAAAGAAGCUGAAAGUGUGAGACUGGAAGGUACGAACACGUCUAGUAUCGUCUAGUACUAAAUUGACAUUUAAAUUGAAGCAGAGAUUGCUCUCGUUAGAAACUUAGAGGAGGUGGGUACCUAAUGAAACUUGUAUUUUUUUUUGCAUUCUUUUGCUUUUCAGACCAAACGAGACUUGAUCAAAGCAUCGCAGAGGAACAAGAGGAACGUAUUGACCCGUCUACCGCAACAAAUAUCUCAUCUGGUAUGAUAUUAUUCGCAUUGAUUAUUUUCCAUGCGAUUGAAAAUGACGAAAAAUGUCGAUAGUAACUGAAAAAGAUCAGAACAAAGAAAACAAUAAAGUCAGCAAUCGUUAUAAGCGCAAAAUUCAAAGCAGAAAGAAUAUUUUACCCUGUCGACGAGUCAUGAAACUUACUUAGUGACGGUUCUAUGUGAAGAGUGAUUAUCUUUACAGAACCUGGUGUACCCGAGGAAACUGCGAAAACUGCGUGGGACAGAAUGGUGUUUUCAUUUGAUCUUGCUGGUGCUAGUCUUAUUCUAUACAACAAUGAGACGCCUUUGGUAAGUUAAGCGUUGAUAUUUUUACUGAAAGUUGUUAGUUUAGUUUUGCACAGAGUGCAAAAUUAAACCAAUCCAAACCCGGGUUACUUUCGGCAAUCAUUUGAAAGUUACUUUAUGGUGGUUCGGUUUACUUUAACAACUGCAGGACCCGUUUGAUGCACAGUCGUCGGUCUGCGAUCCAGCUACAAAGCUCUGUUUAUGUCAUGUGGAGGAAAGUGCAGUUACCGUGGUUUUGCCAAGUGACAGCUCUGUUCAAAUUCACUGUGUACUUAAUGGCUGUGUGGUCGAGGAUGCCAGAGAAGGAACAAUUUCUGCUUUUCCUAGGUUAGUGAAUGAAUGUAGGCUUGAUAAUUAAGUUUGUUUGUGACAUCAAAGGAAUUACGCUGUUUCCUUUGAUAGUUGGCUAGGAGAUUAUUAACUGGUUAUAGAUGGUGCUGUCUUGAUUACAUAACGAUAGUUUUCUUGCUAAAAUGUGUGCAAUUUCUCUGUACAUCGUUUGUUCGCUGGAGGGGUAGGACCUGUGGGGUUAAUACCUCACUAAUUUGAAGGUUUCGUGUCUUUUUUCCCAAAGGUUAGUGGACAAAAAGAUGGCGUCACACUCCGGAGCUCGAACAUCUUCAUCCUCUAAAGAAAUGUGUGACGUACUUUUCUGUCAGUUACCGUCAGGGGAGAUGAAAGGUUUGCUAUUGUUGUUUUAACCACUGAUGAGUUACAUAGUUGCAUAAUUCGUGCAGCAGUAAGGAAUCGCGUGCAUCUUCUUUUUGGCGAAUUUACUGCUACUUUUGAAGGUUCCAAGACUAAAUCUGUGAUUGCGAAAACAUUGCUAUUUUAUUUUUCCUCUCAUACUGGUUAUUUCACUUUCUCAUGUAUUUCUUUUCUUUUCUCUUGUUGUUUUCAUCUUUUGCAGUCCAAGUGUCCUUGCAAAACGCUACCAUUUUUGUCAACUUUCCUUUCUUGUUCCUUUUACUGGAGUUCAUCACCAUUCCGCCAUCCGACGUGAAUCAUUCUCGAGAGCCACAAGUCUCAGUAGUCAGUCAAACCUCUCUGGAUGCUUCAGGUGUUAGGGACCCAGAAACUCCCAGGGAGGGGAGGGAUGCACAGAUACACAGGACUGAAAGUGGAGAUGUCACUUCUACUGAUGCUCCUAGUCAAGUAGAUGCUGCAGCAUCGCCUACUCAAGAGACGCAGCUGAAAAUUGUUGUUCAUGGUGUAGUGGAAGAUCCAAACAUUGUCUUACUUUCUGACGCUACAAACAAAGAGAGCGAGGCGCUUAUUGUUCAGGUGACUGGAUUUUGGUCGCUGUUUUUGAGCAUGUUGAUAUUUAUGUAAUCAGAUAGACAAAGAUACAGAGGUUAUCGCGACUGAAUUGUUAUGACCAACUUACUUUGCUUUCUACAUUUACCUUUUUGGUUAACUGUCUGUUGACAUGUCUUUUUAGUUCUGUUAUCUGGGAUUUUUUAUCGGUUUUCUUAUAUGAGAAUCAUAGUCGAUGACCAUUUGAUUAAAGAAGUCGUUAUCUUUCAAUGGGUGCCAUUUUGAUUGAAGCAACGCAGUAGCAAAUCAAACCUUGCGUCUUUGUAACAUGGUUACAGAGUUCUUCAUUCUUGUGGCCGUUUUCUCGUUUGCGCUGUGAUAUUUGAUAAAUCUUCCAUAUGUUGGCAAAAUAAGAAAACUAAAACUAAUAUGUAGAAUGAACAUUUCAAAAAAUUUAGGCGAAAGUGGAGUUUGAUUACACUUUGGAAGGAGUGAAGCAGAGUCUUUCAGCGGAUUUGGAAAAUCUCCAAAUGCAAGCUGCACAGUUUCCUGAUGUUAAAAGGACAUCUUAUAAGGUAACGUAAAUAAGUAGGUUUUUGCUUCUCUUACCGUAGCCCGUGCAUUAAUGAGAAGACUUACUGGAUUAUGCGAAGAGGUGAUAAGUCAAUAGAUAGCUGGAUGCAACGAGUGUGGACGAUAGAAGUUGCCUUUUGUUCGUACAAAUGGCUUUUCGUGCCUACACUGUAGCCUUAAUGGAGAAAACUACAAAGACGCACAUAACCUUUUUUUAGCAUCCAGCUGUAUAACCGACUUUUAAAUGGGAAUUGUUUUUUUCAGGUUUUGAACCCUUGUUCGUUGUCAUUUAAGUACUUGACACCGGCCUCAACUGAGGGUGGUCAAGACAUCUCUAUUACAUUAGAAGAAAUGGUGUUCGAAUUCUCUCCAGGACUCUUCACUACUUUCAGUAACGUAGUUACAGCAUUAACAGGACAGCAAAAGGUAGCUGUCUUUAUGAGUUGAACUUUUAUUCAAACGGAGCUUCAACAUCUCUCUCCCCCCCUUGGCAAAUCCCCAUUCAAAUUUCCGCCCCCCUGAGCCACCCAAGUGCCGCAAAAAUGAACUCUUUACCUCUGAACACGAUAACGAUAACUACGUGAAUUCCGGUGGAAAAGGCUUAACAGUUCCGGUUCAAAUUUAUUUCCCAUCCAAUCCAGGUAAGGUUCAAAAUCCCCACCCUUCGGACAUGGAUGACAGAGAAAUUUUCUGGGAGACCUGCCCCUUGCCGGGGGGAAAGAAAGAGUGUUUAAGCUUCGAAUUGAUCGGUGCAAUGCAUUGCGGAAUUUUGAAUUGUAGCGGGCUGGAAUAUUCAUUUUAUGUUCCAGGGAAACCACGCGACCUUCGAUGGCAGGGAUGUUGUCAAUAUCGACGAUAAAUGAAGAUGAUAAUUCUAACGGUGUAGUGUUGUACAUUUUUCACUAGUAAGCCGGGUUCUUCAUUUUUAUCAACCAACUGACAACAAACAACGAAAAUAGCCCCAAUCUGCCAAAGAGAAUGAAUUAAUACUCCAAGGGAUAUGAAAAUCACAUUUAUGACAAAAAAGUCGUGUAAGAAAUUUUAUCUCCCUGAUAAAGAGAUGAGCCGGGCUAAUGGCUUAGAUUAUCAUCUAGAUCUCCGAGCAUGGAAAGUCCGAAAGUAUGAGUUCGAUUCCAUUUGUUAUUUUGAUUGGUAGGUCGAUGAAAGCGUUCAGACAGUGGGUGAUGAGGUGGUUAGCGCGCCAGCUGACUUGUGGGAGAGUAAACCGGCCUCUGCUGAGUAUUGGUAUAAGAAAAAAGGUUGGCGUAAGAAAUUACGUUGUUUAUACAUACAAAUUCCAAUAGGAACAAUAACCCUGUUUCAAAAUAAUUUUUCCAGAGGUAGAGGUUAUAGCCAAAACUUCUUUAACAUAUUUGUAUGUGAAAAAGAAAUGUGAUAAAUUUUACUCCAAUUUUUAUUCUGUAGCGAUUGAAGACGCCAAACCCAAGUUGGUGACAAGGAGAGCGUCUGGUGAUAAGGUUAGUAUGUCUACUGUAAUCUCACCUAAACUUAUCUUGACUCUAACCCUUUAACUCCCAAGAUCUGAUCACUAAUUCUCCCCUCUAGCUCCUACACAUUUCCUUGUAAAUCAGUUAUGAGAAUUCAGUGUUAGAUCAAGGCAACAACUUCUACCUGAUAAGUUGAAGUUUUCUCAAUACCUGUUUGCAGGAGAAUGCAUUGAUAUUAUAGGGAGAAGGUCUAUGUUAAUCUCUUCCAGGAGUUAAAGGGUCAAUGCCUAAGAGGGAAUGCACAUUCUGAAUGGCGCAUUUACAAGUUCAAAACUAAAUUUAUAUGUACGUUCAUUUUUACUUUCAGCUCAGCUUGACAAUUAAAGAAGUUCAACUGGUGUUGGUGAAUGAGGUUGAAGGUGCCCAUAUUCCUUUGCUGUUGAUUCGCUCAUGCGCGACAGGCAAAGUGUUUGAUUGGUCUGCUCAGGUAAGUUAAAGAAUAUGUGAAGCUGAGAUGAACCAUGUCCUUAUCAGCUUUGAUGUUUGACCCCCUUGUUAAAGAGUUUUGUGGAAUUCAAUGUAAUAAAGGCGAGCUCAAAAUGUAACUGAAUCAUUUAAUUCUGUGUGAUAACUUCAGGGGUUUCAAUGACUUUAUCCCUAAGGGCUGCCAAUGGAGUAAUAGGCAGCUGUGCCCGGAAACGAACCGAAAGGCGAAACCGAAACCCAAACACGAGGGUCUGCGCAGGCUCAACAGAUGGCAGUAAGAGUUCUUAUAGGCGGCGGUACACCGCCGGUCACAAGUUUGUAAUGAAACCCCCGUAAUAUUAUUUUACUUUUUCACUUGUAAAACAGCUAAAAGUUGAAGCAGAUGUAGCGGCACAGGUUUGUUACUACAAUGAGUGCCUUGCUGUUUGGGAGCCACUGUUGGAGCCGGUUAUAGUCGAAGACCAAAAAACCAUGUGGGAAGUACAACUUAAGGUAAUAGUUAGAUGUGUUCCUGCUUGCAAUGACCAUGUUGUUCACCCUUAAAACUCCAGGAUAACUGGAGCAUUUCUCCUAACUGUAUCACCCCUGACUCAAGUGUUUAGGUUAUAAGAAUCACAGCAAGACCUAUGAUGCACCAAUAUCCUAUCCAUGAAGAGUCUCGACUCACCUAGUCAGUUUAUUCUUGGGAGACCGAGCAGUGUUGUGGGCCACUUUCUCGCAAAAGAGUAAACAAACGUGUAGAAAGACCAUUACUUUGUGUUGCAAAAAUGUAAGCGAACGCUUUUUCUCCGUGUAGUUUUUCCUUGCCGAUGGAUACGUUUCAAGUUUCUCCCCGAAAGAUUCAGAAUUGUGUGACGGUACCCCGCGAGAUGUUACGAACGCUCACCAAACUGGAGAUGCGACAGACUCUGGUCUGCGCUCUUUGGCUGAAAAGAGAUCUUCAUUCAGAAGGAAACGGCGUUUGUCUUCAGAACGGCGAACAUGGUACAAUUUGUGAUUGAUAAGCACAUAUCGUGGAAAGUAGCACGGCAAACUUCCUUUCCGGUGUGCAAAAAUAGGGGUCCGUGGAAGGUUGUCUGUAGCCCCAGUCCAUUUUAGUGAUCUGUGUACCAAAAGUCCGUUUUCUCGGGAAUUCGUUUUCGUUGAAAGUUGUUGCCAAAGUGACAUGGGAGAUUAGUGCUGUUUUAGACACACAUUUGCACGUAAAUAUAAUUUGUGACAGCUAUCUCUAAUGUUCAUCUCGAAGGAAAUGUUUCACUUUCUGAGAUGAAAAAAAUUUAUCUAUCGUUGUAGGCCAAGAAGGAAACAAAAGCGUCGUCCACGAAUAACCGGCCCAGCAACUGACGAUGAAGGUGAUCUUGAUUUCAACGGGGCCUUGACUACGUUCAUCCAGUCCACCCAGACGGCAUUCAUGGACCCGUCUUUGGAGGUUGAGAGCGACAGUGCCAUAGAUGUGGUUGAUGCGCCGCAGGAUGGAGUCGGGGCUCCUUCCGCUGACCAUGAUGACAAGCCGACGCAAGCCAUGUACAUGGUCAUCAGUUCACAUGAUGUUAUGCAAUUGACCGUUACUUCUACAGCUGUAAAAAUUCUAUCUGAGCUGAGCGAGGUAUUAGAGACCUUUAUAUUCUAAGGCGAGUAAGACUGCCAGUUCUAAUUGAAUCAACACGCGCAAACUUGCGUUAAUUUGGCGGGUAAAUACGACAGCCUUCAACAGCUCUAACUUGUGAUAAAUACAGAAUAAGGGCGCUACUCUGAACUCGGCAGAGAUACGUUUGUGGUGUUGGGUUUAUUUUUCAUUUUUUUUCUAUGAACGAUUGUCAAUAUUUUGGGCGUUUUUUUUAUUGUAAGCCUUAGAGGUUCUGGAUUAGUACAUGAUGUAAAGUUACUUUUCUUUCUUUGUUGAUGUCAGCGUAGUUUAUACUAUUGGAGUCUUUUUACUUUCUCAGCUGUGGACGAUUGAUAGAACGAAGAAACUGAGAACAGUUCCUCUGGCAACCUUUGUCAUCCAUAACGAGGUGUGCUGUAAAACGACAACGGUCUCCAUUCUUGUCGUUAUUUUUAGAAGACGUUUGCUUUACAUCGUAUUUAGCGGUAGUGAAACCUGUUUUAGCGGACAUUCGCUUCUCAGUUGUUAACAGAAAUUAAGAGCGCCUUCAACGGUUCUUAUCAGGACUACCCUCUCCUGGGCGAUCAGACUACUCGAUCUAAUUAAUUUGUUUAUAAUUAUUUAAAAUAAAUUAGUUUGGUUGGCGAGAUAUUCAAAUAUAAAUUAGCUAAUAGGUGCACACUUUUUUAGCUUGGAAUCCAUGCGGCAGUGACAGUGAGCCAUAAGCUUCAGGUAUGUGCUAUUCAGAUAGAGCACUUACUACCAUAUUUUCUCUUUUACCGCCUACGAGCUCUGUGUUUCUACAUGGUUGGCCAGGGUCUUUGUUUAUCGGGUAAGAUGCUUUCUUUUCGUGGUGGCUCUCUACAAUCGUGUAAAAUAGUUUAGGACCGGUUAACUCUCUGAUAAAUUCUGGCAGGUACGCUAGUUAAUCUCGUAUGUGGACAACAUGGGUAACGUGGCUCGUGGAUUUUCCUAAAACGUCCUAAUCUAAGUUUAUGUGAAUUUUUCUUAUUAGGAUGAGCCAAAUGUCUGGUAUUUGUUGUAUGUUCUAGCUAAAGCAUCUCAUUUUUCUUGCCAAUUGUCUUUUUUUACCAUUAGGUCUCAGAUACGGAACAGUUAACCGUACGUCAGAGAAUUCCGAAACUGCCAGCCAUAGGGAAUUCUGGCCUUGCAGAUGUCGCCGUAGACCUGGCCAAUAAGACACAACGAUAUCCACGUGACGAUUUUGUGCGUUCAAUAACCGAGCCAGUAUUUAAUCGCCUCAGGGAGAAACUCUACAAAAUACGAAGGAAAAGAACCUCAUCUGAUCCGGUGACUCUCGAUGCCAUCAGGCAGCGUAAAUUGUCCCUUCAGGGUACAGUUUCUUUCCAAAUCGGCCCAGAAGAAUUUAGGAAAAAACUUGCUUUAAGGAAGGGUCUUUCUCUUGAUUCAGUCACGACGCAGACGGACGGAAACACUGAUACCCAACAAACACGCACUGAAUUGUCCUCAGAGCGAGAUAAGGUCAAAGUUAGGAAGGAAAGCGAAGAGGAAACGUUAAAUGCUCUACCACACCUUGAAGAACGUGAAGGGGAAGACAGUGAGUGACCCAAGUGCAAGUAACAAAGUAAAAAACACUAAAUAUGGAGAGGCUUCAAUCUUACAAAAAAGCGACCAUAGGAUCCCACGACAACAUUCCUAGAUAGCUUUCUUUUUUUUUGUUUUUUCCGAAGAAAUAGAAUCGAACUCUUUUUGAGAUUUACAUAAAUGUCAUCUGCUUUAUUAUUUUUUUUUUCAAUUUUUUUCAGCUGUAUUUAUUGGGGUCUCUUGUUUACAUGUAAAUUGAAUGCUCGCCGUGAAAGUGUUUUAUCAUUAUUAUCGCAAAAAAAAUUGUUUGAAAAUGAACUCUAAGGAAAGAGUACAGUCUAAUAAGUUUUAAACAACUUAAGUGAAUGAGAAAUAUGAAAGCCGCCAUGCAAAAUACUUUGUGGUCAAAAAUUAAGAGAAGAGUUUAUCCAAAUCACGCAAAGAAAUCUUUGCGUAUCAUUCUACUCUGAGAUUUUCGAAAUUGUAUUUUAUGAUAUUACACAUUUGAAAUGUGUCCGAAAAAAGUUGACUGAAAUGUAAAACCUUUUUUCGCUACAGGUCUUGCCAAAACGCAAGUGGGUCAUGCAAUUGCCAACGUCGGUUCUUUGGUUAGUGGGUUGCUUUCACCUCAUCAUGAAAGAAAAAACAAGGACAAGCGCAGAGGAAAGUUCGGCUCUGGUGAUGCUACGGACGAUGACAACAUUAUCUCUUUAACUGUAAGUUACCGUCUCUCCUCUUUUCAGUCUUUGUUGCUUGUUCAUAGUCUCAAAAGUCUAUUAUAAAUGUGUUAACCUUAUUUUAUUGUUGUUGCGAUCUUGAAGUUAUAACAGAUACACUUAAACAGUGUGCCCUGGUUUAAAUAAAAUUACUUAUAAUUGCUCGUGUUCAACAAAGUUGAGUCAAGCACUCACUACAACCACUGAUUCAGGACAAGUUAACCUCGAACAACAAAACAUGUCCACAUUUAUUAGUCUGUGGUGACGGUGAAACCCUUUCUUAUCUAAAGUUUCAUUUAGACAGUUAAUUUAUUCUCUUCAUGCGUCUAUGCACUUAAGGCCUCGGGCAGAGAACACCAUUAAUUUUUGUCGGUUACCUGUCGGUUAAGGCAAGGUGCCCUCGUGUCCAGCCCCUGUGCCUCUUUUCCCUUCCUACGCCUCUCUUUCAAGUUUCUUUGGGGAGGCCUAAGGGAGUCCAUCGGAGGCAUGCACCUUUGGGCAGGGCUAAGGAUGGCAUUUGGUGAAUAUGGCCAAUCCAUCUUCAUCUUCUUCUUCUAACUGAAACUUAUUUUCGCUAGGUGGAUGGGUUUUACCAUAUGAAUGUCAUCUCCGUUAGUCGCUCUGGAUCGUUCCUGCACGAGCUUUCUCCACGAGAUGCACCGUUGUGUGAGGUAAUUAGGAUAACAGCGUUGUAUGACAGCUGGCGAAACUAAGUUUAUUUACGAAACCCCCAUUAUUUUGGCCAAUUCGGCGGGCUGUAUUUCACUGUACGGCCCGCUAAUUUCAAAAGUUUGUGUAAAUUGAAUAUCCCCCAUCUAUUUGAAACCAGAGAUAUAAUAAAUGACUUACUAACCUAGUUUUCUCGGUCCGCACUGUAAGUUACGGAGGCUCGUUUUUCCCACACGGAUUUAUGGCCCACGCGCUUCGCGCUUCGCGGUUACCGUUCUUCAAGGUGCGACCUUUUUGGUCGCCGUGGCAAGUAGAAAAAAAUGUUGGCGAGUAAAUUUGUAGAUAAAGUCGCUUUUACGUAGAGUUUGUGGUCUAAAGUUUAAGUGAGAUAAGUGUAUGCAUAAAAUGUUGUUAAUUCUCUCUAGAAAAUUUCCUCUUCAUCCUUGGUUGUCUUUGUAUUUAGCCUGGAGAUAUUCUAUGUACUUCAAAAAACGAACGCUAGCCUUUUUUUCCCCAGUUUUUCUUCGAUAAAUUUCAUUAUUUUUCUGACGAAUUAACUUUCAAUCUCUGCCAAACAUUUUAUGAUUUUACAUCACCAAUUGGUGGCUAUGAAAGUAGGUCCCACUGAGUCCUGAGUUUUAUUAAUUUUGUUUUCAUUUUGUUUUCAGGCAAAACACAAAUGGUAUGUCGUUGUUCAAGUAGAUAUAAAGCGCGGUCGUAAAACAGUCACUAUUAGGUCACCACUGCGGGUAAGAUGUCUAUUGUGCUUUCUCACCAAAACUUUAACCCACCGAAAAGGUGUCCACCGUGUUUAAUCAUCUUUAUCGAAAUAUAUAUUUGAUGUCAUCAUAAACUCUUUCCAGUGUCGUGGUCAUUAUUGCCGUGAAUGUGUGUAAUAAUUGCAGGAAAUUCGAAAAUUACUUGCCUCGCGGAUCAUCUGAGUACAUUAAACAUCUGCAAAUAUUACCCCUCCCCAUUUUGGUUGGUACUCUAACAUUGAGCUGCUGCAGGGUUCAAAAUAGUGGCCGAUCAACAAACUAUCUCUGGUUCAAUAUGUUUGUUCUAUGUGAGGGGGGGGGGUGGAAUUUGUUGCGAUGUGACGUAAUGGAUAUUUGUCUGGCCAAAAAUGGGUUGCGUCCGAGCAAAAAUACGUUUGACCGGAUAACUUUGGGGUCAGCCGGGACAUUUAUUCGAGUCUUGUAUUGCAAUCUUAAUCGUUUAAUAGAAGCCUGUGAAAUUCUCUCGUAGAUCCAAAACCACCUUCAUGUCCCAGUGGAUAUUUUCGUUAAGAGACGAGAUUCAUUAGAAUCGGGAGAAGACCAUCCUUUCAAACUCUUCAGCGUGGAAUCUGGUGGUGUGCAGAAUGUGCCUUUACAUACGGCUUACAACGAAGAGCUUUUCUUUAAACCUGGUGGUACUGAGUAAGUUAGGUUCUUUAGCUCAGCAAAGUAGCAGAAUUAUCUUUCAGAAUUAUUUCGUGUUUUUCCAUAUUUCUCCGUUGUGGAUUUGUAAGGGAAAACUUCUGCAAAACGUAUCGGAGUGCGAAGUACAACCUAAACUGGAACAUAAUUAAUCUUACCACCAAAAUACAUUCAAACUUUGUUGCAGAUAAUUAUUCCUUCAAUCAUUUCAUGCGACAUAACUGCAUCAUAUUGUCUUCUGAGCUCAUUCUGGAGUCGUAGUUCCCAUGCUUUCGGACGUGGGGAAAUGCUGUCUCCUCCUCCGUAUCAGCUACAUUGUUGUGUACUGCCUCAGAGAUGACGUUCUGUGCAUAGUUUCUGCCUGAAAACGGUUUUAGAUUUUGACCUUUGUGUUCUUGACAAGGCUAUGCUUUUCAAAGAAACCACUACAGUGCAUUCGUCUUUUUUGACUCCAAGUACAUGAAAGAGAAAAAGGAGCAAUCAAAUUUUAUCAUUCGAACUGAAUUUUUUGGAUGAAAUGUGGUGAUUUGUUUUUAUUUCAGUUUUGAUAUCUCAUCUUCCUCGAUAUCGUGGAGAAAGUUUUCCACAGGAGAGCCGUCUCACGUAUUGUCUUGUUCGUCAACGAUAACUUCAGAGUCUUCCUCCCCUUUUUUCAUCAAGGUACAGUUCUGUUUGAUGGGAGUAUUUAAAAUAGAUCUUCUAGCUUGCAUGUAAGAUCUAAAUUUACUAUUUUUGUCUCCAGGCCCUUUGUUUAACAGACAGCUUGAACAAACUGCCAACUAGUGACGACUCUCCCCAUCAUGUGAUCCAUUUGUACCCUCCCUUAGUCGUGCAGAAUAAACUUCCUUUUGAGCUAGACUUAUCAACAGAGGUAGGUAAUCGUUUUGUUAAUAAUCCCUGCUACUAUCAAAACCUUUGUGACCAAUAGGGAAAGUCUUCUCGGGGAAAGUAUUUUAGAGCUAUGUUCGAUGGAGUGUUGAAAUUAAUCCAGGAUUGAAUCGGUUUUGUUUAAAUUGGCUCAGUGAUUGGUCCAGAAAACUCGGGCCCAUCUCUCAACCGACUAGAUUCACUAAUAAAACAAAUCACGACUUGGUCACCCACGUCGUUCCGCGGUUGACUUGUUUUUACUUUGAGUUUGCAUCAGUGGACGAUGACUUUAUCAUUGUUCUAAUUGGUCGUUUUGAUAAAUCUGGUUUUGGUUUUUCAACACUUUUCGACACUGAAAACUGCUGCGUAAGGCCUGGUUUCAUGUUUUUACGUGUCUAGCGUAUCUUUGGCGAUCGGGAGGAUAUGGAAACCUCGCCAAACGAUCACUGACAACUGAGCUUAUCCUUCAGCUUGGUUUUAGCCGUUAACUGUAGGAAGGGAUUGCUAUGUAACUUAUCUUUACCUACCUGUGUUUUACCUUUUUGCCGAACGAUUUUCUCGCAAACAUGUAGAAACCCCGGGCCUUGCCAACGCCGUUGCUUGAUAUUUGGGUGAUUGCAGUCGCUGCAUUUCCCCUCGAGAGGAAGAAUAGUAUACUCAUACAGUUCAGAUACCGAAAACUCCACCGAUGGGUGUAUUGACUUUUGAUUAGGUUUCAUAACAUAGUAAGGAAAAAUCAAACUGCAAAUAUCUAAGAUUAAAAUUUAAGUGUACGAAGAUAAUUUUUAAAUUUUUUUUCUAUUUUUCUUUAUUUCACUAGGGGGGAGGGAGAGAAGACAAAGUACUCAGUGCUGGUGACAAAGUAACUUUUGUCAAUGUUUGUCCUGGAGAUGAUUGCAAAAUAACUGUUACGGUAAUACAGUAUUAUUCGUUUCAAUAACUUUAAAAAGUAUUUGGUUUUCAUUUUGGGUAAAAAUGCUUAUGUUCGUCUUUGCUGAUCAUCUUGUUCAAUAAUAUCGAAUCAAAUCAAUUGGUUAUCAAUUUAUAAUCUACAUUCAGUUAAUUCAACAUGCUCAUCGGCCAAGAGCACUUGUUUGUUUCAAAUUGUACUCGAAAUGAAUUGAUUGCCUGUACAAAUUUACAGAUUCGAUUUUAGUUAUAGGCUUUUUUCAUCGUAUUUGAAACUGUAAUUGUUUUCGUUCCAAUGCUAUAACAUUUAUUUAAUGGGGCACAAAUCCGAUGCAAGGACAUGCGCAUAAUGACUCUUUCAAUUUUUUAUUUUCAAUGCAAAGCUUAAAGAUUACGGAGAAGCCAAUUGGGUUGGAGAUAUCUUUGUGAAGAAACAACGACACAAAUCCCGUCAAUUACUUAUGCGUUCACAGAGAGACACCUCCAAAGAAUUGGUAAGUUACAAUGUAUUUCUCCACCUUGCCUUACUUCUUUCAUCCAGACUUAGUUCAAUGGCAUCCUCUCGUAUAAUUCUUUAAACAAUUUUGCUCGAGUGUGAUAGCUUUAAAAGUGUUUCGUUAUUGAAUAUGGAGCUAAGCACAAACGCGAACGGAAGCCUGAAGUUAAAAGCGACUUUUUGGUCAGCAUAAUUUCGUUAAAGGUGCUAAAACGACAACUCUACGGUCGAUUCAUCGGCGUAAAAACGCGCCAGAAUUAGUUUUAUUACUCUUCCAGUUGCCGCAGCGUCUCAAAAUCGCCUCUGCAUGAGUUCUCUAAUAUACCCUAAAACGUGGGAAUGCCCUUUUCUAUAUUCCAUCUUUCUUAAGUUAAAGGCGUAUAACUGAGUUUUGCCGAUCGACAUAUAUAACUUGUUUGUCCGUCUCUGUUUGAAACUGCGCGAUACUAAGGCUUAAAUAGACGUGGAGAAGUAUGGGAAUAGUAACAUUUAGCAAUUUGUAACGUUAACUUCAGAAGAAAUCUUCCAUUAAAAAAAUGAGUCGUCAAAGUUUCAAAGGUAAGUUGUAUUUUUUUGUUUUUGUUUUGUUUUGUUAGUCGCUUGGAGUGAAAUCGAUGCCCCAACAAGGGACAAGAGAGCUGUUGAUCUACUCUCCCUUCUGGCUCAUCAACAAGACUGGACUCCAUGUGGAGUACAGGGUAAGGACAAGAAGCCAGCGGCUUUUUGGUGUUUUCCUUAUUAUCAAUGUAUUGUCUUUCUAGUGUUGCCGGCUACAAUUCAUGUCCAGUGUGCAACGAUAAGAACAAGUCGACGAAAGCUAUUUUUAAUCCAAGGCAAACGGUGCCACGCGCGGGAAACGCUGGUUACCCUCAAUUUUCUUAUUUUGAAUCUGUUUCUUUUUCAUCCGUUUUAUAUUUGUAAUUCCCCUACCUAUCCCAAGUGUGGAAGCCAUGAACCAAUCUCUCUACACUGAGCAAAAAACACAUUUACCGGAAUGAUGGAUAACUUCUUGAAUUUAAAUCAAUUCCUUCUCGUUAAGGUCUCAAGAUGUGAACAAGUUUAUCGUCAGUCUGCUGUAGAACAACAUCCACUUCUUUUUAACUUCACUGAAAAAACCUAUAGAAAGGUAGGUGUGAAAUAUAGUUUGUCUUACACGAGAGCACUGUCUGCGCAUAGGCACAUUGGCGCAUACCGCUAUGCGUUAUGAUGACGGGCUUUCUUAGCAUCAACUGAAUUCGGAGUUAAGCGUGCAAAAAUACUGCUUCCUCUAAAAAGCCUUUUGCGGUCGACAGAAACUAUAGAUAAGUUACAAAAAAAAAAAAAUGAUCACAAAAAACAAAUGUUUUGGUAGCACAUCGAGAAACGUUUGGUUUGCCUACCUUGUUAUCGUGUUUUAGCAGCCAUGAGUUGACAAGAAUACAAGUGAAAGUUGCUUCGGAAAAGACGUCCUUGAACCUGGAAUUAUUUUAUUGUUUGUUUGUCUUCCCAGGCCAAGAUCCGACUGCCUGGACAUCCAUGGUCGAACAAAUUUUCUCUGGACGCUGUUGGAGAUUCUGGAAAGGUAACAUGCAAAGGAAGUGACUCAAAAAGGUUUGAGGUAAGAUAACUAGAGUUAGUACUGGAGGUACAUGUAGCGACCUUUAUUGUAACAAUGUUUAUGAAUUCUGUGUUCCGAAUUUGGCUCUCCAAGUGAUACAGUUACAUCAUAUCGGCUCGGAAUUACCUUCCUUGUUUCCGUUAGGAAUAAUGCUUCAACCUGCUCUCAGAUACGUUACAAAGGAAUAGAGAAGAGAAAGCUGGGAACCUGCCCAAAAAUGAUAUCUUGACCUCUCGCUCAGUCGAUGACGUAGUCAUGUUUAUUUUCGUCUCAGUCCUUGUUCGUUCAUUUUGUUUUAUACCCCUUGUCUUAUUGUUUCAGUUUAUCCUACAAAUUGAAAUGUCCAGGACAGGGCUGACAAGGGUUGUGACGUUAACCCCGAAAUACGUCAUCAUUAACAACACGGAGGUAUGUGUCAUUCAUUGCCCCUUUACAAAGUUUCCGUAUUACCUCGCCCGGCGCUUAUUUAAAAUUUCAGCUAAGAAGGGGCGCUUAUUGGAGGGCGGGCGCUUAAUCGAGGGGGGCGCUUGUUCAAUUUUCCUUUCAAUAAACUUACUUUAUUUUAGCUAAAUAUUAAAAAAAAAAACUAAAACUACAACAAUGUCUGCGUAGACGCGAAGUUGAUAUCUAGAUAGAAAAAACUGGAAGUGACUUAACGAAAAAGAAACCAUUCUCACACACUGAUUCCACUGUUUUUAAAGCUUUAAAAGUCAGAAAUAUAGUGGCAAUAGAAACAGGGUUUCUUUGUAUCCCUAUAGUGUAAGAAAAUAGGGAAGGAGGGGGGAGCAUAAUUAAGAGGGGUGCUUGUUUCACAUAGUGGCCAAGGGGUGGGUGCUUAUUUGGGGGAUGGCGCUCAUAGAGCGCGGGCACGGUACCUUUAAAAGGUUACCUGGUUAUGAAAAAAGUGGUUAGAAUCUAUACUUAACUAAAGGCCAGUUCCCCCCACCAACAACACAGCAACAACACGGCAACAACACAGCAACAACACAGCAACAAUACAGUCUGCUUUUGGCUAUGAGAGCCAAAACACCCUAGAAGCUAAAUCCUUGGGGGUGGGAGAUAUCUUUAUGGGUAGCUCAUGAAGGAAAGUACCCUCUUCCCCGACUCAUCGUUUAUACCGGCAUUUCUUUUUGUUUGAUUGUGUUUAUUCAAUUUGUUUUGCUUUUUAUGAAUUGUUUAUAGAAAAAGAUGGAAAACAGAUUUAAGUUUGUUAAUAAUCUUUAUUACUAAUAUCCUUUCUAAACCUUUUCUUCGCAGAUUUCGUUCUCUUUUAUUGAAAAUAUAGGCAGAAAGGCUUUGUGGUUUGUUGUGGAACCAGGAGAAGUAAGUGAAUCACACCAUCACAACUUUCUAUACAUUUAUUCGAAUAAAAAUGGCAGACUGAACUAUUUUUGCGUUUUUAAAAAUUAUGACUGGAAGAUGGAGAGAUGAAAUCGUUGUAGUUUCGUCUUCAGCCGGGAAAAUUUACCUGCUGCUCGUAAGAAUGAGAUUCAGGGACACUACAAUAGGACAAUACACAAGUGUUAACAAACCGUAUUGUGUUAUCCACCGAGAUAGAGAACUUUCCAGUGGAUAGCGGUAUUUACCCCUCGAGCCACCGGGGCUUUCUUUAGAGUAGAACUGAAAAUGUUUAUAUCAAUUGUCAAAAUGUUACAAAACCUUUUUUUCGGUAAUGGUCAGUCCAGAAUAUAAAUUUGAGAACCGUUUGCCUAUGGUCUCGUUUUUAGAGCAAACCAUUUUGGCCCAAUGACAAGUCCAGUUCAAUCGUGUUGAAGCCAACAAUGUCAAAGUUCAUUUCGAAGCCUUUCAGUUUCGACUCAUCGCACACGACAGUUCUUCGGAUUCCGGAUUGGCAGGCUCUCACUGUCGACGUUCAUGGAGAGGUCGAAGAAGCCGUGACAACUGUAGUGGUGUCACCUUACUCGCCUGGAAUUGCAACAAUCAGGAUUGAAAACCUGUGUGACGAUAUUCCGAUCCGGUUUCAUCAGAAGUAAGUUCAGUGGCAGCACAUACGUAAGAUGAUAUGAUUAUGUCCAUAUUUUUGAAAGCUAACCUGGUAUUGUAGACCAAUGCGAUUCUAGCGCGGAAAAAUGUUUAUAUAGAUCCUCUCUUUGCGAAUGAAAAUUUUGGGUGAGAUGGGGGAGCGCCUUCCUCUUCAUUUUGCUCUGAUUUUCAUAUCUUCCGAUGCAAACUGAGACAAUGGUUAACUGAAGUGCUGUGGGUGGGCGAUAAUGUGUUACUGAUACCUCUAUUUUUUAAGAAACAAAUGUCACUUUUCUUCAAUUCGAAAUUGCUCCUGAUUGAGUACCAAUAACUUUCAGAGACUGUGGGCAGGUGACGUUGCUUGACUCUAAGCAGAUGAUCCUGUACACUUGGGAUGAUCCAUUAGGUGUAAGAAAACUACUCUGGAAACCGUUCAAGGGCUUAGAUAAGCCAAUUGAGGCUCAAGUUGAUGAGGUAGGAUCUCAAGAAAAAGCAGUUUUCGUUGAAUUUUAUUUGUAUCUGUCUUCGACAAUUACUCGUAUUUGAUGCCAUUUUUGUUUGCAAUGAUUUUAAUAUAUCGCGUUGUUGUGAUCCAGUAUCAGUGUCUUUACUGGAGAUUUGCAGAUUUAUUCAGAAGAGCGGCACUUGCAUCUUUCUGUAAUACCUGCUAAAAUUCUUAAGGAAACAUUCAGAAAUUUUAGUGUAACUCAGCAGCCUUACGAAGGUAGCUCUCCGAUGAAUUUCCAAAAGGCUCUUUUCCAGGUUCUUCACUUCUAGCAAAGAAACGACCCAUUUGAAAUUGAAUUGUCCAGUAGAAGGGCAUUUAUCGGCAAGAGUUCUAUACAUUUCGCUGAACGGUGCAUAUUUUCCUUUUACACCCCCCCCCCACCCCUCCAUUCUGAGUAUUUGCCUAAUUAACUUAAAAUUGUAGGACAGCUUCGGCGAAAUUCGAAUGGAACUCGAUGAAAUCUCCCCACCAGUUAAAGAUGACCGAAAGCAGUUGGAAGACAGAGACAGCACGUGUGGAUUGUUUUGCGGCUCGUCAAAUGCUGUACCUGUAGGAAUGGAUGAGGCGGAGUGGGAUACUGUGGAUGGGCCGGUGGUACACAGGGUUAAGAAGACUAUCUACUGGGUGUCUGUCAUGGACGGACUGCAAAGGGUGCUGAUAUUUGCUGAUGAUGAAAAUCUUUCCUGUCUGGCUCGGAAGGUAUUAGAAACUGGAUUAGAAUCAAGCUCAUUUUCUUGUAAUCACGAAACAAAUACACUUGCUUUCACAAAAUGAAAGAGAUCGCUUUUGGAACUUUUGAAAGUUUCGAAUAAAAUAUGUUCUUUUAUGUCGUAAAUUUAUUGCAGUCCCUUUCAUGAUUUCAGUGUUGUGACUCUGAAGUUGUUACUAUGGAGAUUUUCAUGUCACUGGAUGGUGUCGGUUUGUCACUGGUCAACAGCAAACCUGAUGAAGUGGCAUACAUAACCUUGUCCAGGUAAUGUUUCUCCUCGGUGUUUUCAUCUUAAACUUUUCCCUUUCAUCAUUUGCAAUCUGUUUACAUCUUCACCAUCCUCAGCCCUCCUUGUUCAUCUUUUGUUUGUUUUAAACCUUUUCAUGUUCAUCUACACUACCAAAGUUUUAUUUCAACUGUUUAUGUUGCUUCAGGGUAAGAUUUACUCCAAUUAGUAUAAAUCUACAAAGGGUCUAUCAGAAAUGCUCCGUUAUUCGCAAUGUAUUGCGCAAUAAAUAGGGGGUGAACCGAAGUAAGUAGUCGAACAUUAUGCGGUUGUAAAAAAAAAUGAUGGAAAGAUGAACUUGUCUUUAAGUUUUUAACAACUAGUAGAUUUAUACUAAACUAGUGUGUUUACCCACGAUUCCUAUAGCGUGAUAGCUGAUUCGGGGUCGCUUUCCUCAACUAUAACGCGAAAGAAAUCGAGGAAAAAUUUUCUUAUGGAUAAAAAAUUGUAGCUUUUCCUCUUAUAGGGGUCAGUUUGAAAUACUCAUCUGGAACCCUAGGUCCUAAUUAGGUCUGAUUUUCUGAUGCAUCUACAUUUUGGGUAUACCUCAUUUUAACUGAGUAAGUAAUAGAUAUUAAGUGAUCUGUCUUUGUUUAAUUUGGAAUCGUUUCACAGUUCAUCCUCAGUCUGGCAAGUAAAGGGAUCUUCUGGAAAAUGGAAGACCCUCAAUCUAGAGUUGUCAACUUGGUUAGAGGAUGCCUGGAGGAAUAACGCAGGGGAAAUCGCCUUGGAAGACAGGGAGGUGACGACUGCGUUCCAAUAUCUUUCAAUUUAUAUAAAAGAGAACACUUUUGAAAAUAUUUAAUGUACUGUAGUCGUUGACAAUAAUUCUAAAAAGAGAGAUUUAGCUCUGAUUUCGCUAUUCCUUUUUUUAAUCCAUAAAAACAUUCCCAGAAAUAUUAUCCCUAUUUCCAAAGUGUAAAUAUUUUAAUCUUACUUUUGUUGUUCUUGGCCUGGCCCUCAGUUUUCAGAACGUCCCUCUGGAAAUUAGCUGUGGUUGACAUCCUCUCAUGGAAUUCAAAACAUUUUUCCUACGUUUUAUAUCUGGGUUUUUUGUUCGCUUAAACGAGUUAUUCUCUCUGUUGAUUCUCUACAGGUGAACUUAAACUCAAUGACUAUGACUCGCCCGUAUAGCGGGAGCCUUCAAAGGUUGUUUGAACCUGCUUUGUGGUUAAAUUACUCCCGAUCAGAUCACUACCACAGUUUGCACUGCAGAAUGCAUCGAAUUCAGGUGAGGAAGGAUGAUGGCUUUGCCAGCUGUUUCCCGUUUUUAGGUUUUUCUUCCGUCUGAUUAUAAGUAAAUUUUUUUGAAAUAAAAUAUUCGGCUGGAUAAUUUUGUUUUCCAAAAAUUUCAAAGAUUAAAGUGCAUUUAGAUGUAGAUUAGAACCUGUGCUUUUUUUCGUCUUUUUUUCUCGACCCUGCUUCAAUACUGAGGAGGGAUCAUUCUUUGCACCGGCGUAUAUGCUUUGAGACCCAGGUGCUCCAAUGUUUAUUUUAUGCAUAGGUAUAUUGCCACUAUUCUCUAACUUAUCUUCGUUGCAAAGCAUUACACGCUGUUUUGCUUAUUUCAGGUUGAUAAUCAGCAGUUCGGCACGGUUUUUCCAGUUGCUCUUUAUCCAUCACCGCUACCUUCUGCCAUCAUUCAGAGGACAGGUACGUACAGUUGCCUUACUUGCUAUUAUGUAAUACUAAGAGUUGUCUACCAAUUAAAAUAUAGUGCUGAUGAGUGCUUCUGUUCUUCGUUUGAGGACAUUUUACGGUAUGCACCAGCUAAGUCUGUCAAGCAAAGUGUUAAAAAAUUUCUCAAUACAAGGCUUGUUGAUAAAGGUGUCUCUCCUAGGUGAUAUUUUGAUCACUCCUGUUUUCGAAGGUUUCAGAAGGAUUUAGGCGUAGACAAUCUCUGCUUCUCUGUGCUUCGAAUUGGUUAUGCAUUCUGCACCGAAAAAUCUAAUUAACGUGAGAGGUUCAUGUUUUAUUUUCGUAAGACCAAAGAGCUUAGUUUUGAAAACAGCUUUCUAUAUAUCUCCUCUAGAAUAGGGCAUAUAUGGAGGUACGGGUGUGUUAGCCUGAUACUUUCUGUGUAUAGCGUAUCCCUUAACGAAAAUUUGCUCUUUCAGGACUGAAACCGUUCAUUGAAGUGUCAGUGAUUUAUCAUCAAGUCCCUAAAGAAGGAAUGCACCACAUAAAGUAAGUGCAUAGCAGAUUUAGCCGCACACCAAUGUUCAGUGUUUGGUAAGUUUGUACUCGAGUCAGUGGCACGUCCAGCCGAAACUUAUCCCGGUUUCCUUAUCAUGAAGCAACUAGGAGUAUCAAUACUCCCUCUGGAUGAGAUGCUAGUCCAUCGCAAGGUUGCCCCCCCCCAACAUUUCAUCAGCCUUCAGUGACAAUUCCUAGAACCUAUUUUAUACUCCUUGGCGGAAAGAGGCUCUGUGAAAGUGAAGUGUUUUCCUCAAACGAACUCAGACCUCCCGAGCAGGAGUCCAGCCCACUAACUCCAGUGUUGGAUCAACUUGGAUAAUUGCAAUCUUUAUUUGUAUCGACAGGUACGCUAAGGCUUUGGUACAGGCGAUGAAUGUGAGAAUUGAUAAAGGAUUCAUUAUUUCUAUGGCAAGUCUUUUGAGUCAACAGAGGGAACUUCUAGAAGAGGUAAGAGGCAUUGUCCGAGUUAAAAUAAUGGAUAGGAAAAAAAAACGGAAGGAGAGGAGGAAAUUUAAAAAAGACAUUUGCAGAGUGUCUGGUUCUUUCAGUAAUUUAGUUUUCUGCACUUGUGUAGAACUCAAAUCUGCCUCAGGUCCCAUUUAUUGUCUUCCGUCCUUCAUUUGUUGAUUGGUGUUUGCAUUUGUUUUCAUGACAGGAAAAUUAUUUCGAAGAAGACAUGAAACGAUGUGCCGUGCCUUUGAGGGAAACCAAAGCAGUAAAAGUUUGUAUCGGCUGACAAUUUUCCUGUGUUAAUAAUGUAAACAAUUUUGAAAGUCUAGUGGGUUGGUAGAACUCUUAGGGCCGGUUAUUUACACGAGGUUUAACCCCAACCGCGGUCUUACACAAGCAGUGGUCCUCAUGGAUUUUCCAUAAGAUGUCCUUCCACUAUGAGCUUUCGGCCCUCUUAAAUCUGUUCAAAAAACAAAAUGUUUAGAUUAAAGGUUCAGGUAAAUUGAAGAUGACUUAGAACGCGGUUCUGUUAAACAAUGGAAAAAAUUUGUUUAAAUAACAUCACGAAGAACCAUCGAGAAUUACUUUUAAACACAUGUAAAAUGAUUCCAGUACUUGAAAAUACUACUGACCGGAAAGGGAUUGGUUUAAGCUUGCGCCAGACUGGUUGGGGGGGGGAGGGGGGUAGGGAAUGCCGGGGUAAAUUUUUAACUCCAAUACAACAUAAUACUUCAGGUCAACUCAACCUGAGGUUACUUUCGACAACAUAUAAAUUAUCUCCACUACAUUAUGGCGACCAUAAGUUGAAAAUACAUUAGUUUGUACUAAUUAUUUUUCCAUGUAAGAAAAAAAUUUGUAACCUUUAUAUCAACAUUCUGACUGCAGGCCGCAUUGGAGACGCAAAAAGUUUUCCUAGAGUACUUUCAUUUGUCCCCUCUCAAGGUUUGUUGGUUUGACGUUUUGUUUGUCGGAAGUUUUUGCUUGUAUCCUUUUGUUAUAAUUACGAACUAGUAUUUACAGUUAGUUGAUCGGUUUUGCCCAGACCGGACAAUUGUGAUUAAUAUAGAACCAUGUUUUUAAAAGGACUCGUCUAGCCAACCAGACGUUGCUAAUUAUAAGCAUUCAAACCAAGUUAAGAAUGAUAGAGAUGACAAAAUGAAGUAAUCACCUUUUGUCAUAUUGUUUUCUCUUUUUGGAUUCGAUUAUCCACUUUCCUUGUGUUUGUUGAACUUCGCAAUGUGCUGCACAUCAGUGAAACACUCAGCUGUUCCUUGUAUGCGACCUUUGUUUUUUUUGUUCUUACCACAUUUUGACUUCAUCUGUGAACCGACUUAAACUUGGCUACAAACCGACUCAAACUUGGUUACGAACCGACUCAACCGUGGCUACGAUUCGACCGGAUGCCACUGUGAUCUAUCACUUCGGCAAAAAAGAAUCUAUGUAUUAAAUAAUAUUGUCAGUGAAGUGACGAAAAUUGUUCUCUAUUAGAUCAACCUCAGUUUUUCACUGGCGUCUUCGUUUGAUGAGAACGAUGAGGAUCAAGCUUUUGCUCAAGACUUGUUGGAUUUCUUUGUCGACUCCAUUGGGGCGACGCUCACAGAUAUUAAUGAUGCCACACUUAAGUAUGACAACCGUUUUAAUGCUUAACUAAAAUCAGACACUUGUGUCUAAAAUCGGAAGUGUAUUAAAUCGGACGCUAAUAAUUGGACACUACUGUCUAAAAUCAGACUUGUAAGCAAAAUCGGACACUACAGGCAUAGAAAUAGCAUACUAGUGUCCAAAAUACGACGCCAUUGUCUAAAAUCGGACACUAAUGUCCAAAAUCUUUCACUUCACGUCAAAAUUCUCAAAAACCAGCUUAUGAUAGCAAUGGUGUGUGGUGCUGUUUACUUUGUGAAUUUAAUUUAGCAUUAUCUGUCCUUAGUGAAGACGGGUCUUUGUUGGAAUUCUGUGUUUCCAGUUUUCGAGCCUUAAUUGUGGACAUUUAUUCAAACCAAGUAUUAUGCUUUUACAAAUAAAAAAGCAUUUUUGUGGAUGACCCUUAUAUUUGGAAUUGUGGGAGGUUGUCAUAUAUAAAAUUUUGCUUUGUUUAUUCUUUCGUUGCACAUAUUCAUUUGAUCAAUUUUUUCCCAGAAUGGCUUAUUUCGAGCGAGUCAGUGCAUUUUUGACUCAAGAGAAUCUUGUUGCUCAGAUCACGCGGCAUUACACAAUGCAGGUAAAUAUUUAGCGCAACGUAUUUCUUAGUGUGUAUCGUUGUAUCUACAUUUUUGUUUGCUCAUUCGAAAAGGUUUUAAUUUUAUCAGUCCUUUUUUUCAAGAAGGGGUCUCAAGAAAGGGGGAAUCCCAAAAGGUGUUUGAACGUAUUCGUAGAUUUAAGACGGUGGAGAAACGAAGAAGAGGAGGGCAGUUGACGCUUUAAGAGGCUAUAUAGUAGUUCUGAUAUCAAUCUUGUCACUCACGUUUUCGAGCAUGUAAUUCGGAAAGAAAAAAUAUGUUUAUCUAUGAGUGCAAUAUUUUGUGCCCCAUUCGACACUUAGUGGUAAGCUUUAGGGGGAAUUUUUUUUCAAAUCGCGGAAAUCCCGUCAAGCCGCGCUCUAGAAUAAACCCUGUUCUAUUCAUCUUGCAGGGUGUGCGUCAAGUUUAUGUUCUUGUACUGGGCCUUGAUGUGCUUGGCAACCCGUACGCACUGAUUACAGGGAUUGGCAAAGGAGUUAAGGACUUGUUUUAUGAGCCCUAUCAGGUUAGUUGGGAUUUUUUGUUCGUCAAAGAAAGGACAAAAAUAGUGGACGAAAUUCUGACAUGGUAUUUUUUCUAUUUUGUUAGGGUAUCAUUGCAGGGCCAGGAGAGUUUGCUGAAGGUGUAGCUCGUGGUGUUAGGAGCUUGCUGGGUCAUGUGAUAGGUAACUUAAGCGAAGAUACAAUCAAUAACGUAACAUACCCAGUUUCUUUAAAUUUUAUGUUAGAGUGGCAUUCUUAAAUUUUUCGUUGAGUGACGUACUUUCCUAGUUGACUCGAAGGAUUGCAUAAGUUUUUUUUUUAAUUACAUAUUAGGCAAAAUGUGGUUAUAUGCAGAACAGAACUCGUCAGACAUGCCGUCUUCAGUUUCUACACGGACCUUUUUACUUUGUGGCGGUAUUUAACCCUAGGGCACACUCGGUAUCUUUUUUUGUUUUUGUUUUUGUUUUGUUUUGUUUUUGGUGCAAACUCUCUUGCGUUCAGAUUAAUACAAGGUAACUGCAGGCCAGGCCUCUUGGAACAAUGAAAGCAAAGAUAAAAAUGAAUGUUGCUUUAUGUUGUUAUCAACACGUCGAUAUAAAUAUUUUUUUACGCAGGUGGAACCGCAGGGGCGUUUUCGCGCAUAACGGGGUCAUUGGGUCAGGCUGUGGCCACGCUCACGUUCGACUCAAAUUUCCAGAUGGUGAGUAGCUCAGCCCACGUUUUACAUCUGCUUCGAGCAGAGAGGGAAGCAAGCAGACAAUUCUAUUGGCGUUGAGUUAUGUACAUAAGUGAGCUUUUCGCUAUUGGUUAUCGCGCAUCGUAGAACGAAUUGCGAAGCUGUCAUUCAAGAACGUGUUUUUUUCUUCUAGCGACGACGUCUGCGCAUGCACAGUCAACCUCAAGGUGUUCGUCAAGGACUGUUGAUGGGAGGAAAAAGUCUGUUGAUGGUGAGUUGAAUUUGCGGAUUUUUUAACCAUUUAACUCCCAUGAGUGACCAAGAAAGAAUUUCUUCCUACAAUAUCCAUACAAUCUCAAGCAGGCAAGUGAUGAGAAUAAGGAGAAAUUUCAAUUAGGGGACUACAAGUUAAUCUAGUACCAAAUUCUCCAAACUAACAGCACAAGAACUGUAUGGCAGACAGUAAGGAGAAUUACUAAUGAGAUCUUGGGAGUUAAAGGAGAGAAUCGAAAAAUCAAAUUAUGGUCGUUAUUACUAGGGUUUUUUCGUUACUGCUAAGCUGCCAGGGAAUUCUGACGAAACUGAUGCUGGGGGAGAAUAGUGAGGACCUUCUCUUUAUCAUCUUAUAGUAGAACAACAGGAAUAAGAUCUGACAGACAUGCAAGUCAACCUCAAAUGCAGACUUAAAGACAAACAAAAGGACAUUAAAAUCCAGAAGGUGGUCACAAUGACUUGUCAGACGGACUGACUCUUUCAAUUUGAUUCCUCCUCAGGGUCUUUUCUUUGGACUGUCCGGUGUAGUUGUAAAACCCGUAAAGGGUAAGAUUCUCCUCCAUUUUUUCCAUGUUUAAGUGAAUUGUUAAAUGCGGGGUACUGUGACUGUUUCGCUGGUUACAAUGAGGCUUCCUCGCAGAAAUAAAUUAUUCGUUGAGUAAUGUAUUCAUUGAAUACGUCCUAGUAUUUAACGUCCGGGAUGUCAGAUGAAAAAAAUUUAUUUCGAGUUCGUUGACGCCCCCUUGUUUGACUUAUCAUUAGACUGCAAUUAGCAUAAAAACACUCUUCUCUCUACAACAAUUUAAAAAAUAUGUACAGUGACUUCAGAACCACCUUCAAUUUUAAUAAUUGAUUGAUGUUUUUUUUUUAUGAAGAUUUGGUGUUGAUUAUCUCUAUGUGAAAUGUUUGGAUUUGGUUAUUCAAACGCCCACGAAGCACAAACUUUUCCUUCCCAAAGAAAAAUAGAGCUAUUUUUCCUUUUGAUGAAUUUAUUUUGUUUAGGUGCCCGUUCCGAGGGUGUGGAAGGAUUUUUCAAGGGAAUUGGGAAAGGCCUCCUUGGAUUGCUUACACAUCCAACAGGAGGAGUUAUUGACAUGGUCAGCUUUACUCUUGAUGGAGUGAGAAGGUUACCUCUUUUCUGCUGUAAAUUCUCGUGUUGCUCAUUCACAAUUUUUACAGGUUUAACCUAAACGCAUACACAAUACCUGAGUUGAGUGUUGUGAAGUUAUAGUACCUAACGGUACCAAUUGAAAACAACUUUACUAGAAACCACAAGCUGCUGAGGCUGCACGGAAUGGUUAAUUGUCCAGACUUUCUGUUACUCAAACUUACAAAUUUUACGUGUCCAUGAUAACGUUAUACUUCAAUACGUCAAACGAGCAUCGUCAAGGUUUCUAGACAAUAACAUACGAGUUCGCUUUAGGUCAUAAAUUGCAAACGCUACUCAAGAAUCACAAUCAUUGGAUUUCAUCUUCUGAUAUACUGCAGAUCAGCGGAACAGAACGGCGAAGAUAUCGCCUGCAGGAUGAGAAUUCCCCGUUUCACAGCCGCCAAUAUGGUAAAUACAGCAACAGAAUGUGAACUAUAAAGUAAUUUUGUCAGAUAGAAAUAUUCUUCUUUCUGCACAAAGUUAGAUUUAAUUAGGUUGCUUUUAUUGAAACAACAAAAAAAAAACACCCCACACACACACUAUACAAGACAAAUUGAUUCUUUAAGAAAACAUCCAUGAAAGAAUGAGUGAAAAAAGUUCAACUCUCUGUUGAUUUCACGUAAAAAGGCUUUUAAUUGACCAAAACCUUGAAAGAAAAGGAGGGCAAAAUCACAAUAAAAACUGACCUAACCUUGCAAUCAGUGUAUUUUCAAUUGAAUCGAUCACGUUAUCCCACUUUCAAACCCACUGAAGAUAAAUUUUCACCUCGAACUUUUUUUAACCUGUACUUUUAUUAUUCGUUUCCACAAGCCUUUAAAGCCUUUCUCAGAGCACGAUGCCAAAGGAAAUGGAAUCUUGCAGGUAACGAUGAUUACAUCCAAACUGGGAUUAACCUUUUAACAGUGUUUUAACUAGCACUUUACAUCAGUUCGCCCUAGUCGUGUCGUCUACAACUGAAUACCUUUUAAGACCCCUGUGUUUAUGCCAUGACAAUUUCUAUUUUUCAAGCUUGGUGAAUAUUAUCGAAUAAUUAUCAAACGACCUUGGUGAAAAGUCGCUUUGAAGUGUACGCAGUUUCGACAGCAACAGAACACAAAAGAUGCUUGUCGUAGAGCCCUGCGAGCUAGACUUAACGCCGAGUUCCCAAAAGUUUGGUGUUUUAACCAUGGUGAAUUUGAUAGUCAUUUGUUUCUCCCCUCCAGGGUUUAAAACAAUUUGACGGCGAUGUUUAUAUAGACCAUAUGAGCAUUACAGAUGAGGACGAUAGUGUUGUGGUCCUCUUGACAGACAGGUGAGUUGUUUACUCAGACCUGAUCCCCUGUGUGCAUGCGUGCUCAUAACUUUGAUGCCAUACAGAGAUGGUUGUUCCAAGUACCUCAUCCGCUGCCGUGAAAUUCGAAAUACUUGUUUUAACCUGGUGAAAUAUUAAAAGUAAACUCACUCAAAAGCGAGAGGUUGCAGAACUGUUGUUAUUAAGCUGUAAAUAAAUCAAAUGUUUGCUCUUGUUAUUUUUAGGAGGAUAAUGAAUUUGCAUCAAAGUAUGUUUUGGCAUAGUUGGAAAGUGAGAUGGAGUUGUUUAUACGAGGACGUUGUUGGUUUCCCUUUGCUUACUGAAAACGCAUUAGUUAUCAAAGAAAAGUCUUCUAAGGUACAGUUUCUUAGAAGUUAAAACUGUUUUUGCUUCUUUCUCUCACGGAUCGGCUCAGCUUGAAGAAUUCAUUGAAGAUUACUUUCACCUUAUUGAUUUCGAUAUAUCAUUUUGAGAAUUUUGAGUUAUGAGGUUUUCAUGAAAAGAACUAUUGUCUUGAAGAUUCUCAAUGAGCAGGGCGCUGCGGGGUACCGCAGAGGUCCUGGGUUCAAAUCCCCUACAGGCCUAAACUUUCCUUUUUCAAGCGUUAUUUUCACUACUGCUCAAGUAGUGUUCAUAAAUGCGAGGCUCGCUUUUAUAUUCACGUCUUUAUCCGCAGUUCAAAUAUAUGACUUUCAUAUACUGACAUUCGUUUAGUCAGCAUUUCCUCGCAAUUUUAAUACAUUGUUAAGCUAGUAGCUAGAGGAACAAACAAGCUUGUCGGCGACAGGUUUUAUUCUUACUAUUACACAUUUCGUAUCUAGUUUACAAGGGAAAGUAUAGCACCCUGAAGGGAAAAUUAAAGAAAUAACGAUCUUUCAGCCCGAAUAACUUUAUUUCAGUGGACUCUUCCUUUAUUUGAGAGGAACUGAUUAAAUUACGCCUUUCUGUUUGUAUUUUUUGUUUUGUUUCUGCAGAUAUAUUAACUUAUUUUUAGUGUCUGUCUGGCUCAGGCUCUCGCUUUGCUUUCUUUUUGCGUUGUUACAUUUUGUUUUUAAUUUUGUUUUGAUGUCUUGUUCAUUUUAGUUAAUUGAUAUUACUGUGGUUGUUAAAAAGUCAUUAUUAUGACAGUAAUUUUUUGUCUCAACUUUACCUGCAGGAUCAUUCAACUAGUCUUCCCUCACUUCCUACUCACGACAUUGUGUCUUCAAACAGGGUGGAACUAGAGGUCAGUCGAGCUCUAAAUAACUUUCAUAUACAGAUAUUGAGGGCAGAUAACUAUUGUUAUAGUAUAUAUCUAUUCAUCAUUCAAAAUUUAACAGCAAUAAAGGUUUCUGUUUUUAUUGGAGGAUCUCAAUGGGUUGAUGGCUUCUACGGCUAACGGUUGAAAUUGUGGCCAUUUUACAGCUAACGGUUAACCAAGAAUGACACAAAAUGACGCAAUUUAGAAAGAAACAAAAUUAGAAGGUUACCUUUUUACGACUAGCGGUUAAAACUUGUCAAUUUUUACACCUGACGGCUUUUUUUUUUGGCAGUUUUACGGCUGACAUUUAACCCCUUUGAGACCCUCUUAAUGAAUGAUACGUCAUACGAGAAGGUCACGUUUGUGAGGACAGUUAGGCUCGUUACUUUGUCUUUUAUUUUUGCCUGUUUUGUUAUCAUUAUUAUCAUCGUCAACGUCAUCAUCAUCCUUACCAGUGUUACUAUGUUUAUUAUUAUUAUUAUUAUCAUUAUUAUUAUCGUUAUUAUUAUUACCUUUGGAGACAUGCGCUGUUUAACCGAAAUUGUCCUUCCACUCAUACAGACUCUUAAAACCAAGAUUGACAGCAACAUUCGUCACUUUCGAUGAAAAUUUGAAUCGUAACCAUUUCAAGUCAAGAGUGGUAGCUAGACUUGCAGAUGACACUGUUUGCGUGAGCAACAACCGUGUUCAAGAAAAUUCCAUACUCUGACCCAACCAACAUGAGAACUGUAUUCGAUGAAAAAGUUUUAUCUAGAAUGAGUCGGUUAGUCAUCUGAUGCAGAAGUAAUCUAGUUAUGUCAUUGUUGUAUUUACAGCGUCAUAUGAAAACGUGAAAACGAUGUGUAGUUUCUUUCUCAAAUUUUGCCAUAGUCUUGAUUAAUUGGUAACAGUACUUCGUGUCGUCCGAUUCGGUCUGUAAUCAUACUCGUGAUUAACAAUUAAUCACUUGUAUGAUUACAGACCGAAUUAGACUCCACGGUCCUAUUACCACGAAAGGUAAUCAUUACAUGGGUUGUAUUCGUGCAGUUUCAAUGCUGACUAAUUUAUGACACGACGACCAUUUAGACUUAAGAUAGGAACAAAUGAAUGAUGAAUUAUGAAAAUGAAUUACAUGAGAUGAUUGAGUUCAGUAGGUCGGUACAGACAAGAAGACAAGCCACAUGUGUAAGCCGCAGCGUCAGUUCGCUUCGUGUGAAAUGAAUGUUUGUGAAAAGUUUUGCGACAAAAUUUGUCCGGGAAAUUCGCGUGCGUUUCCUCGAUUUUUUUGGGAAGUAACUCACACGGAGGGGUUUGUGGCAAAACCUUGACUUAGUGAUAUUUUGCUCUGUGUGUACCGACCAUAAUAUUCAUGUCUUAGACACAGUAGUCAUAUAAAUGAUAAGUAUUCAAUUAUUUAUGAUUGAGAAUUGAAGAAAUGAAAAAGGAAAUUACCAAACUUAUUUACUUGAAGUUAUAACUGAGAGAAGGUUAUUUUUUUGGAACAUGAAAGAUUUUGAAGUUAUCGUCUAUAUAUGAUUUAACAUUGUCUCUUGAAAAGAGUCUGAUUUUCUAGUAUUCUACUAUUUUGUUGGUUAUUGUUUUGUUGUUUUUUUUGCAUAAAUUGAUAACAAUACUAUAUUUCUCGUAUGAGCAUAAGAAUUACGAUGUUUUGUUUUGUAAUUUAAUUUUGAAGUAUUAUACCUGCUCUCAAAUGUCGGCAUAAGAUUUAAUGCUUUUUUUUCAUUUAAGAAACCUGGCGAGGUCGCUCAGUGUUAGCCAGAAGUGGCUAGUCGGACUCGUAAAAUUUGUCAGAGAGCGAAAUUUGCUACUGCUUAUAACUGUCCGGUUUAUAGGUUCCUACGAUCGGAAUCUCAUUUUUAUCAAAUAACAAAUUCAUCUUGUUUUUCCCCUAAAGAUGUAUGAUUAUUUGAGUUAGUUUUAUUUUCGAUGCUAUUUAAGCAGUUAAACUGUAUUUUUAAAUACAUUAAAUACUGAUUCUUAUUUGGUGUUUCGGUGCAGAUACUCGCAUCCUUUGUAACUGUGAAAGAAAAUGGCGGUUAUUGGAAAAAACCGCGAAAUAAAGCGGCAGCCAUGCCCUAAAUUUGUCCAUCCAAAAGCAGUUAGCUGUUCAUUGUUUUAAAAAUCGAGUGUUGAAUGAACGCAGAACCCGUCCACUUGAAUAAGUGGGAUUGCAAUCACUUGCUUCAAAUGUUGAAAUACAGGUGAAUUAUUAGUGUUAUUGGUGCUUAAUAUAUCGAACUGUUUUCCCGUGUAAACUGCACUUGUAACUGUUUGUGUCACAAAAAAGAGUAAUUAUGUUCGGCCGAGCAGUUCCCUUCCUAAACCUACUCGAAUGCAAAAUUUACCAUCAUCAUUUUGAUUGUUUAAAAACGAAAAUAAAAAGAAAACGCGUUCCUCGGCUGCGAUAUUUGCAUCGAAAGUCGAUAAUUUGAAAGUAACUUGAGAGCUGGCUUGAGUUUUUUUCUCUUGCUUGGCUUUUACAGAAUUGCCGGAAGUUCUUCAAAUUUGGAUAAGUUCCUGAGGACAUGCUUCGGUCUUCCUUCAUAUCCUGGGUAACAGGAGAUAAUUAUUUGAAUAAAGCCAAGGUGCAGCGUGGAGACAUCGAGGAGAGAAAGCCCAGCUGUGAAACUAGAAACGCUGAAUGAUUAGGGGCAUAGAUGGAGGACGAGAAAAAUUAAAUUAGAAAAUUCAAUACCUGACUACGGGCACUCACAAAAAAAUAAUUGAAAAGGAAAGAGGAAAGGCCAAGAGUUACUUGUCGUCUCACUUGUUUCACAGUCUUCCAGCAACAAUCAUUUUAUUUUUAAGAUGUUAGUCGGUGCGAAUAAAUUUGAUGAACAUCAUUUGGCGAAGCUUCCGGGAAAAUAACGCGAAGUGCUAAUAAUACUUUGACUUUUAAUUAUUGCGUGGUUUCCCUUAGCCAUGGAGAAGAAUUUUUCCUAAAUUUCAGUUUGCGAUGUUCAGCUCCUCUAACUUUUUACCACUGCUAGUACUGUGAGAAAGCGCAAUUAAGUUUAGAGGUCUGUGCUUUCUUCCACGACAAGGAAAAGGAGCGAAUCAGUUCGGUAUGAACCCUGUGAAUUAAUUUUGUAAGACUGCGAAGAUUGUGAUCCCGUAGAAGACGACAGCUGACAAAAUAAUUGGCACCUUUCGGUCUAGAUUUCAACUUGCUUCAAUGUCAAAAUCUUUGGGUGGUUUACCUAAAUGUUUAAAAUCAAUAUUUAAUAAAGUGAAAACAAAUGAUGAAUUUUUUAUUGCAUAAAAAAAAUAAAACCAUAGAUUUGGCCACAGAAUACGUUCCUUGAUAAUUUGAUGGUAGAUUAGUGUACUUAUUGGCUGCCAAAGUUUAAUCAGUGUUUUGUGUCAUUCUUUCACCAGUCUUCAUGUCCCCAUCUUUUCUUCCGCACCUGACAUUGCUAAUCAAAACUUAAUGUAAAUUUCGGCAUUUCGUGCAAUCCAUAGAGCUGAUGUGACUCCAAAAAAAAAAAACUAAAUCGGAGUAUCUAAAGAUCGUUCAGGUUAUAAUAACCCCUACAACUGGAUAAUAUUCUUGAAAUCUAUAAAAUUACGAUCGAAGAAUGAUAUUAAGAAGAAUUUUGAAUUGAAUUUCAAACCGGAAAUGUUAUUGAAAAUGUUAUAGAAAUUGAAAUCUUCACAGGAUGAAGGUGUAAUAUGAGGGAAGACGUCAAACACAUUUGGAAUUUAACAAGGAAAACAUAUAUCGGAAAUGCAAACAAAGGCGCCUUCCUUUUUAGAAUGUUACUUGUAAAUAAUUAAAACUAAUAUUAAAACGAUGGAUGUUGUCAAGCGAUAGGUACCUACUCAUUUGCAUGUACUUUUCGUUAUAAAGACGCCCAUUUCAUGCUUGCUUCACUUAAUUGUCAAAGAAUUUGUCUCAUUAGCUGAGUUUGGGAGACGUUUGAAAGAGUGAUGAUCUACCCGCACACAUGAACCGCGAGAUUAAAAGAUGUCAGCAGAUUAGGUAGAGGAACACUGGCAGCUGUUAAUCGUAAGUAAAGUCAGUAGACUGAAUUUUAAAAUUUUACUUUCCUUACAGUCAUGUUUAUCUGUCGACAACUUUUUAAAAUUUUUGUUUUCUCCCUUCGCAAGCUGCCCACCGAUUAUUUCCAAACUGCUAACGCACCAAAGGUUAGCCUUCAGCAACAUUUACAACAAUCUCAGUUACUAAGAAAACGUUUUCGGUCUUACGGUUCUAUACUUAAACAUAUUGAAUUCUAAAUGUAAUACAUAACGACUUGCAGCCAUUUUUUCUUUUUAAAGAAAGCAAGAACAACCGCGAACGCAAUUCGCGGUCAAAAACCAGAUUAAUUUUCGGCGGACAUCUUAUUAAAACGUUCUUGUCAAGCGAGUAUCAAGGCCUCCACUUAGCUUACAAGUGAAACUUUACAUUGCAUAAUUCUCUGAAGAUCAGAAGUUCUUAAUUAGCUUUAUUUGAUCUUAGCUAAAAAAUUGAUGCCUUCAGGUAAUAACCUCCGUAAGGACGGUUUCAUUUAAACUUAGAAGGACGGUUUUUCUGUGAGCCGCACACUGUUAAGUCAAAAUACGGUUUUCCCGUCAGCUGUAAUAACCUAGUGCCCGUCAAAAAAACUAACAGUGUGGCUACAGCGGCUGUAAAAUAAGGUACAAAGAAUAGAUGUGAGAGGCGCCGGUGUAAUAUUUGACCCUAAAGCGAUUUAACACAACAUCAUUCGCACAAUAAAUAUUGGAAUUAGUCUUUGUUUUCCCUGAGGCAAGAGUAACCCGCGCUUAAUUGAAUAAAUUAAACAGACAUCUCCUUUCUCUGACGUUUGAUUUUCUUGCUUUUUGCGUCAAGCAUGUGUAUUGCUGCAAUGUUCUAUUUAUGGCUGCAAUGCUUCAUGAAUAUGGCUCGAACAGUCCAAAUAACAGGAACACGAUCGCAUUUCGCGCCAAGGAUUUUGACCAUAUUAGAAGAGAAACUAAUUUGUAAUCAUGUUGUUAGUUAUUCUAGUUUUUCAGUUGAAAUUUUAGGUCAUGACUGCCGGCAAAAACAAGGAAGUGACUAAGCUUAUAAAUGCAGAUGAAAUAAACACAACAGUUUUCUUUGAGAGCGUAGAAGGACAUACCAAUUAUAAUUGAAAUAUUUGGGAGAAUGAAAGGGAACAACAAAAUCCACCAACAUUUCUAUCUCAUUUAGUGGCCAUAAAUCAUGAAUCCCAGUGACCGAAAGGCAUGGUUUUUAAAAGACUCUGCCUGUCAGCCAGUCUGUUUUUUCCUUCUGGUAUUUUGAAUCCUUUAGUCUUUAGAAGAAAACGAAGCGGUAGGAACCCCAGAAUUUUCGUUGUCUUUUUUUUUUGUGCAAAGUCAGCGUGACCUCUGCAAUACUGAAUAUCCAGGUUAUUCUUGCGGCUUUUUUAAAUGCGUCCUCAUUCUUAUUGUUGAUAUUUCUCCCAAUUAUUUUAGGAUAAAGCUUCUGUGUUGACGGCGAAGGCGUUAUUCAUAAAUGCACAUGUUACAUCAUCGUGAAGGAAAAGCCUCAAAGCGGAAAAUGUCAUGGAUCAUGUAUCAAAGAAGGCCGGUUGAAUUUGACACACUUUCAUUUAAGAGCUUUUCGGAAUUGUACAUCUUAUCAUUUGCAAAGUAUAAACCAUUUACAUACUAUUGAGUCCUCACCAAGAAAAAAAAUUUAAAAUGAGGUUGGUCAAACAGAAAAAAUUGACUGGCGAGACAGUGAAUUGAAAAUUUCAAACUAAUUUGUUAAGAUUUUAAGCAGAUCGUUCUCCAAAAUUGAAAAAGAGAGGGAACUAUAUAUUUCAUGGCGUCAUCUUCGUCGGGGAAAAGACGAUGUUUAAUACCAGAUAGUACAUAAAAACCAUGAGCCGCACAAUUGUUGAUAUAUUUUUCAUAAAAAUUUUAAGGCAAUUAUUCAUAAACUGAUCGUUAUUUUGGUGCUGGAAAACAUUUUCCGUUUUGUUUAGUAUGCAGUACUUUCCAUUUUCAUCUGCCCUCUUGAAGAGGGAUCCAUUACGAAAGCUUUUUACAAAGAGUGAUAAUUGAAGUGGACUGGGCUGAAAAGGAAAAAAAACGAAGUUUUAAGUCGUUUUAGAUUAUGACACUGAUAUUUCUUAGUUUUUCAUUUGCUGAAUCAACGAUGGAUUUUGGUAAAUUUUCGCUGUUAAAAGUUGUUUCUUUAAUCCUUGUGUAUGAUUGCUAAUAGGUCAUAUUCCUGCUUCACAUUUGUCACGCAAUUGUGUUCCAUUUUGUGUCCAUUUAGUUCCAGUUUUCUCAUAGUAAUUGGAAAUUAAAAGGGAACUUGGCAAAGUCCUCGAAAUUUUACAGAAGACGAGGUUCGGAUCUGCCAUCAUUCAUGUAGUCAUUAUGAAGUUUGCAUAUGGAUUGACACGUCUCGAAAAAGAAAUACGUAAUUGGAGAGCUUUUUUUCCGCUGCUUUACUUUUGACAAAAAAAGUGGUCAAAUUUUGUAUUCUCCUUGGUGAAAGCAGUUUUUUUUAGUCAUAUUUGUAGCCGGCUUGCAAUAUCUUCACUCAGGGAAGUUUCCUGAAAUUUCAUGCUGUUCAAAACUGACAAAAACGUGACAGAUAAUUUUCACUAUAUAAAUAAAGCAUCGAUUUGUCGUUCACCCUUUUCAAAAUUAUCAUAUUCUAUCAAACUUUGAUUCUGUGCAGGUUAUCCUUGUAACAGUUUGGGAAAGAUCCGUUACUGAGUCCUCACAGAAGCUUUACAACGUGGCGUCAAAUGAGUAAGGUAAAGUUUUGACGAAUGUUACGAGGAACCGUGUAACAAACAUCCAGAGAUGGUAUCAAAAUUUAACAUACCUUAUGUUUUCAAUUUUUUUUUGUCGUGCCACUACUGCCGCCCGUAAUUUCAAUUUACUGAAGAAAGACACUUAGUGAACAGAGCAUAUAUUUCUCCAACGGGCAAAAUAGCUCGCAAUAGAUGUACGACCAGUAAAUGAACCAAAAACAUUACUUUAGGAGGUUUGUCGUUUAGGAAUCGUAAAGCGAGGGCAAUUGUGAUAAAGUAGCAAAACCAAAAAAGCUCAUGAGGAUCAAAUUGCCGGAAGAACGAUAGAUGUUUGUUAAAAAAAAAAAAAAAAACCCUUCACAGACGACCGCGGUGAAAUAGCAUAUAUUCCGAAAUGAUAUUUUUGCUACAGUAUGCUUUGCCGCACAGUACUUUUUGGUAAAUCACAAUUAUUCAUGAUGUGUCUCCAAAACAACUUCCUUUGCAAUUUAAUAUUCAAGGAAAGUAUGUUUUUAUUUCUGUAAUUCUGGACUAAAGCGUAUUCCUUGUGUGACCUCACUAAAUAAACGAAAUGACCUUGGUCUCCAGAUGGUUGACAGAAAUGACCAUCACCUAGCACAAAAACACAUUUCACACCAUAAUCAACCAUCCUACUUUAAAUUUAAAAUGAAAGCUGUAAUAUAGAAUACGUUUUACCAUAAUCACGUGGUGUUCGAUUCACGUAAACCUGAUUAACAAAUCAAUAAAAUUGUACAGUCCAAACACCUCUUGUUCGGAAGAGUCCAGAUUUGAAUUAACAAAUCCAUAAACAGAUUUUACUCUCCGACAAGGCAAUGUUUCCGUGAAAUAUCAUGCACAAGUCUAAAACCUGAUUGCAUUUCCUGGUGAACUUUUGCGAAACCCUGGCUGCUGCACGAUGUAUAUAAUAUUUGGUCCUCGUUGCCAAGUAUAGAAAAUUAUGAUAAUCGAUCUAAAGCAAAGUAUGGUGUGCGCCAUCCAGGAGUAGCAGAAAUUUAAUACAUUUUUCAAAAUCCUUCGACCUUACAGCUUACGUUUUUAUGCUCCCUUUGGACAUAAACCUGCUUUUAUUAGCAUGAGCACGUUUUUUAUUGUGCACGUGAUUGAAACUACAUCAAAUAAAUAUAAAGGCUGCUUAUUAGAAUGAUAACGCACAAUGAUAAAAAUACACAGAGAAAUCGUAGAAGUUGUUAAAAAUGCACUAAAAUAGGGAUAUCUUUCUUCGAUUCUAUGGAAACGUGGCUCUCAUCCAAUCAAUACGAUCCCAACCCAUCUGUUUCCUGAAUGGACAAUGCGCCAAAUUAACAAUUUUAGUAAUAUAUAUUGAUGUAACAAAAAAUCAUUUGAAUUAAUAUUAAAUGUUGACAUCGAUAUUUGAAAUGAAUUUUCGGUUGGUGGAAGGAAAGCGUGCUUGCCUUUGCAUCUUUGAUAGAGUGAAUACAGAUUAUUAUAUAACGGAGAAGAAAUUACCCUCAAGCAGAAGACAUGAAGGAGACUUAAUUGAAUGGCACUGGAGGGAGGUCCGUUGCAGGCGAUGUUCGUAUCAAUUUAAAGUGUAAUUUGAACGCUCUGGAUCUACUAUUAAUUGUUACACACGCCGUUUGUCAUAAACAGUGAAUGCUGUGAAUGUGUCCGGGGAAAAUGCAAAUAGAUCGAAAAAUUACUAAGUUGUCGAAAACAUCACCAAAGCAUAUGGGCCCUCCUCAAAGACGUUUCAUUUUGUGCAGAAGGCAUCACAAAGGCUGAGUUUGUAAAAUUGUAAAUGUGUUUUAAAUACACGGUGUGUCAUGAUAAAGAUGCAUUUGAGGUAUGAUAUAUAUAUAUAUAUAUAUAUAUAUAUAGGAAGUCUGUGUAUUGAUUUUUCUGUUUUAUAGUGCUCGAUACGUAGGAGUAGAGCGCGAUAUAUACUGCGAUAGAGAAGAAAAACAGAGAGACUAUAUCUUCAUCCCUACAAGCCUGUUUCGUGAUUACUCACUCAUCACGUCUCCUCAAAGACGUUUCAUUUUGUGUAGAAGGCAUCACGAAGGCUGAGUUUGUAAAAUUGUAAAAGUGUUUUAAAUACACGGUGUGUCAGGAUAAUGAUGCGUUUGAGGUAUGAUAUAUAUAUAUAUAUAUAUAUAUAUAUAUGUAUAUAAAUAGGAAGUCUGUGUAUUGAGUUUUUCGUUUUACAGUGCUCGAUACGUAGGAGUAGAGCGUGAUAUAUAUUGCGAUAGAGGAGAAAAACAGAGAGACUAUACUUUCAUCUUUACAAGCCUGUUUCGUGAUUACUCACUCAUCAGGACGAUGAGUGAGUAAUCACGAAACAGGCUUGUAGGGAUGAAGGUAUAGUCUCUCUGUUUUUUCCCCUAUCGCAAUAUAUAUAUAUACAUACUUUUUUUUUACUCCAUUGCUAACACCACUUGAAAUAAAAUGCAUGACCUUUUUUAGCAAUCAAUUUCUGUAAAGCUAAAAUCUUCAGUGAGAUGAUUUUUCAUCUAUUCUUGAUUUUUGAUGUGACUUAGUUCCGAAUAGGCUUAACACUUUUUAAAAAUUGUUUUUCUUUUAGGUGUAUCAUCAUGAUUUUAUGGGUGCUUUUUCGUAUCUUCCUCUUGUUCUUAACUCCUGCACAAACAAAAUCUGUCAAGUCACCAUUGUAUGUUGGGUCUAUGGCUCCUUUGACUGGCAGGCGCGCUUGGUGGGGCGCUGGAAUCACAGCUUCAAUGCAAAUGGCUUUUGAGUACAUUAACAACGACUCCAGUAUUUUACCUGGGUAUGAGUUGAAAUUGAUGGCGAAUGACACGAUGGUAAGGUUUAUAAUUAUUUAUCAGAAAACGUUACCCUAACACUCCAUCAUUUACACGUUAGAAACUUCAGGUUAACACUUUCACAAUAUAGUUUUUAUGAUUCACACCUUGUAUUCCACCUUACAAUUAACAAAUUUUCAGAAAACUUAUACAAAAGCAUGAUUUUAAGCGCUGUUAUACGAGCGCAACAAAACCGAGGUUGAAUAUCACGUUCUCGCGGCGUUAUCCGCUAAUACGAAAAUGCUUUCGGACAUCGUGUUCACAUACUCUUGAUAUCGAGGAAAAUGGGCAGGAAAACAGGAAGUUCAUUGGCGUGUUAAUCAAAGUUGAAUAUCGCAUUUUAGCCGACUCGUGACAACACAUAGAAAACACCGAGUUACAACACACCAGAAAAUCGGUGGAACACAUUUAGGAAAACUCGAAAAUCAUUUUUUUACCACAUUAGCCGCUUCAGGAAAACACUUAACUAACACUGCGACAACCCAAGCUGGAUAAUCAAUGUAAAACUGUUAGGAAAACAGAGUAUACAAAUGAGUUUUCCAAGCCCCGAAAUACAUGCAGCGGACGCCAUUUUUUUCUCGUGUUUUUUCAUAGUGAAUGUGAAUAUGCCGUGCGUUCUCCGUAAAAGGAAAACGUAACUUGAACUAGACAUUUCGCGGCAUUCACCGUUUGGUAAAACUGUGGGCCAGCGAGGGAUUGUUUUGCCGUGGUUUGUAUUCAAAGAUUCCAGCAAGAGAAUGUGACAAUCAAACUUAUGUCAUAGAAAAUCGUUCCUUGGGUGUUCUGUGUUUCCAGUGAACAAUUUACGAGAAGUAAAUUUUCAAUUUAAAUUCAUAGGGAUAAUUUGACAAAGCAGAGUCUGUAACCUUCCACGCUUAAAAAUCAGUUAAGAUCCCAGACAAUGUUCUAUUUCUUAAUCAUAACAUUUACUCGAUUUUGAUUGGUUUCAAAAACUGAUAUUUUCCACUUUUUCACUUGUCAAGUUGUUAUCGGACUGUUUGUUAUCGGAUAGUUCAAUGAGCCAAUCGCAUUCAGGGUUGAAGUUUAAAUCAACCAAUCACAUUUUGAUGGUAGUCAACUUCCGAGCGACAUUAAACUAUUACACCUCCUUUGUCAGUCUUUUAAUGCAAAUUUUCCCUUUCUCUCAUAACUUGGCUGUUCUUCUUUUGUCGGAAAUUAUAAUUUUGAUGAUUAAUUGGUUAUAGGACUUCGUGUCGUCCAAUGUAAACACUCUCGUGAUAUACAAAUUGGACUCCCGCUGCGCGGUCGCCCGAUUUUGUUAUCACUCGUAUGAUUACAGACCAAAUUGGACUCCACUUAGUCAUAUUACCACAACCAAUUAAUAUUUUUAUCUCAGUGUCGUUUUACUUAACUCAGAUCAUGUUUUAACUCGAAAUUCCACUUUAUUAUCGGCCAAGGUUCGAUUAUAUAACACACUUUGAUCCCAUUAGUACAAGUCGUUGCUUUAUGUUUUCUGGUUGAUCAUCAAUCCUUUUGUUUGUUCAAAAUCUGAUUUUGAAGCUGUCGUGGGUGAGUGAUAAAGCGAGGACAUUCGCUACAAUUAUCAAAGUAUGACUUUUUGGGAGCUAGAAAUAAGCUUUCCCUUAAACCAUAUUUAAUGCGCAUAUGAUAGGAAAUUGUUACAGAGAUCAAAUGACCAUCAUUUUAAUCUCAGUUUGAUCUCACAGCUUCGUAUCAGCCGUCAUCGUGUAAACACUUUCCGUGUACUUUUUUUGUAAGGCUCUUUAGGGAACAAAAGUGCUGUUUUACAUAAAAAGAUUAGCCACGCUUAAGGGAACAAAAAGCGCUGGUAGCUGAAUAAUUGUUUUUCACCGUUCAUAGAUUCAUUUCAUGACAUGUCUUAAGUACCUCAGUCUUUUUUUGGUUGCAUAUAGGGAGAAACCGGCUUGGGCAACAAAAUCCUUUAUGGUUACAUCAAAGCAGGCAGGCCGUCAAUUGUCUUAGGACCAGGCAGAUCCAACGUGGCACUGUCCGUGGCCGACACUGCAAAGUAUUGGAAAAUGAUUCAGGUAUUUCUUAUGAUCGAUGUUUUUAACAAAACACUUUACUAUCACCGUGCCUCUUUCCACCCAAGAGUAUAAAUGGGUACUGGAGAAUAGUCAGGGAGCCUGAUAAAACACUAGGGGGAGGGGGGGGGGAACCUUACAAUGGAUUGGCAUCCCAUCCAAGGGGGGAGUGGUGAUACUGCUAGUCGCUCCAUAAUAAGGGACGGUUGGAUGGAUGGAAUUGGAUGUGACACUUGGCUUGAGUACGGACUUAACGUUACAUAUCUAUGAAACAGGAGUAUAUAACUCAUUUCAAGAGAUAUUAACGUAGAGAGGAAAUUUCCGUCCCUUAAUUCAAGGUAUUCUAGAGAAUAAAAGAUCUAAAUAGCUUAGGUAUUCAUAACUCAGCUUUUGGAGUUCUGUUUCAUUUAGAUUUCAGCUUCAGCUGAGAGUGGAGACCUUUCCGAUCCUGUGACGUAUCCUUACUUUUUCCGCACAAUUCCCUCUAUAUCCUCAUCCAAAUCCACUUUUGUGGCUCUUGCAAAGGCAUUUAAUUGGAAGCGAGUAUCGAUCCUGUUUUACAGCAGAGACAUGUACAUUAAGGUGAGAUAGACUGAGGAAUGACAUUUUAUACUUAGUAAUACUAGUUUAGAAUACCAUUUAUUUCCUCUCGAUUGUGACCAGCUAAACCGAGGCAUUCAACUAACAAACGGCUUUACAUUAUUUAGGACUUCAAUGAGGGUAAGUGUACCAACUUGGCUACUGUGAUUUAGGAGGCCAUCUUUCUUAAAAGCAUAACUUCAUAAGAUCAUUUUUUUUUGGUCAUCUCCUAGGCUGCCACCAAUCUUAAAAAGGAAUGCGAAAGAAACAACAUUACUGUCUUAUCGUACGGGAGCUUCGGGGACACCAAUGAUGCCGAGAACCAAUUGAGGCACAUCAAGGUACAGGGGCCACAAAGAUUUACUUAUACAAGUUUCACUUUUCAUUGACAAAUUGUGCACUCUAUUGUAGAUAAUCAAGUGCACCUGGCUAUGAAUUACCACAGAAUUCUUUCUUAUGCGUCCUUUUUUAGUUCUUUGGCGAAAUUAUAAAUACGCACAACGUCCGAUAGGAUAAAUUAUUUAGUCACCUCGUGUAACUACGAAAGGAAAAAGAUUGAUUGUGCCCGGCUGGAGAGCUCUUCUUCGCUAGGCCACUGUAAAUAAAAAGUUGUUCAUGGAACCACAACCCUGACUUUCUUUAAUUUCUCCGUGUUAGAAAUUGUCAUGGAAGGGAUGUGUUUGCAUUUUUGCAGAAAAGAUUACUCAUAUUUUAUCAAUUAAAAACAAACGAUGACAUUUACGUAUGUUAUACCUGUUUAAGAAGGCCUCUUCGAAUUUUGUUGAUUGCUAAGAGUUUUCGCGAUUGUGAGCUUUCAAGUUGCCUUACGUCUUCUAAGCACAGUACUUCUAGGGAAGCUUAACCUUAUGCGAUUCUUAUCUUUCCAGGAUCUUGAUGCGAGAAUCAUUUUUGCAUUCCUACAGAAGACGACGAAUGUUAUGUGUUUGGUAAAAUAAAUGACUUUCGCCAUUUCUUGAUUACGUCCAUACUGCUUCUAUGUAUAAGUGCUUUGAGUAAUUCAUCUCAACUGACACAGUUUGCCUCUCAGUAGAUCUAUAAGUACAACUUGUAUGGUAAUAAAUACGGAUGGGUAAUACAUACUCCAGAUUCACGAGAAUGGUGGAAAAGAACCUUCCCAGAACUUGACUGUUCUGCACAACAAGUAAACAUAGCGGCGGAGUACUCCAUAACUGUUGACCAUCUUUACAUAAGCAAAGAUAAUGUUUCCUCGAUAUCUGGUUUGGUAAGUUACAUGUAAGAGUGUCGAGUAAUGAACGUCAAUGUGGAUGAUAAGUAAACAUUACAGCGAAUGUUUUGUGUCUCUUAUAUUCUGAAGAAGGAAAAUUCCAUAACGAAGAAAUUUGCCAAAUUCCAUCUUAAGAAGUUGAUUCUAAUCAUUGUUCUUUUGUUUUCCCACAGACUCCUCAACAGUUUUCCAAGGCGUAUGAAGAGUUUGCAAAUAACACAAACGUAAAAACAUCACUAUAUGGACCGUUUGGCUUCGACGCGGCCUGGCUGGUGGCGCUUGCUUUAAAGACAUCCAUCGAAAAACUGUCCGAAUCCCAGUUGUUGAACAUCCAGGAUUUUGCAGAAAAUAAUGCAUCUGAAAUUGUUAAAGAGAGUCUGCUAACGACGAGAUUUACAGGGGUGACGGUUAGUGAUUAAAAACCGAGACUCAGUGAUAUCAAAAGUUACUAAAAACAAUUACAGAGGGUGCUGUAAUCUUCUCACCGUUAGAAAAUGUCCUAAUCGUGAAUAAACUUCAGGCUGAAAGUGGGAGAUCAAGAGACCAAUGUGAUACACACGACUCUUUUUAUGAAAAGAGAAAUUUUGUAUCUCCGAGCGGCCAUGUAAUUUGAUAUUUAUUACUUAUAUAAACACCUAUGAAAUACUAAAUCAUUUAACUUUGAAAAAACCGAAAGACGCGAUAUUUUUAUGCAACCAUAGCAACAGUGAUCUUUUCACGUGUGAAACUAUCAUGUUCUUCUCACGCGCGAAGAUAUCAUGUUUUCGCCCAAAAGAUCACUUGAUAUUUCAUUGGUGUAUAUAUUAUAAAUACACCUACAGACUGAGUGCGACUUCAAUGGCACCUAAUAAGAAUAGCCAUAUCUUUAUUUACCCCUUUUCGUAUAAAGUGAACGUUCUUUUUUAAAUUUUAAAUACUCUGAUGGUUCAAGGAUAUUGCAUACAACUACAUGACGCCUUCUUGGAUUUCCUAACAGGGUGAGGUACAACUUGAGAGCAAUGGAGAUAGGACAGGGAAAUUUGAAGUUUUUCAACUUAGAGGUAACUGAAUACAUGCAUUGCACGGGAUUAUCAUAUCAUUUAAGUGUUUCAAUCCAAGAAAAAAAAAUGACUCGAUGGUUUUUGGUGUUAAGACGCUUGAGUAAGCUAAAAGGUCAAAUUCAUCAGUCUCAAAACAAUAAAAUGGAUUUACACGAUUGCGUAUUUUUAACAAAAAAAUUAUUUUUACAAGUUAUAAUCGAGUUAAAAUUCAUUACAAAAUAGUCAAAAGUUACCAUGUUCACUAGCCAUAAAUCUACAGAUUUGUUCAAUUUUGACAUUAAGAUCUUUGGUACUUUUAUAGGAAGUGCACUUGAUCCUAUUGCCUUUCACGACGCCACAAAACCCGACUUUCUCUCCUUUUACAAUGAAAUGGAGUUCAAAUGGAGAAGUAUGUCAUAAAGCUUUAAUUUUGUAACAAAUAGUCAAAUAGAUUUUGUUUGUGAAUGCCAUUUAAGAUGAUUUCUCAGUGCUGCACUGCACAUCCUAUACUGUGCAUGACAUCGUGUAUUAGACGAGAAAGUGCUUGCACAUUUUUGAAAAUAUGGUAUUUUUUUCAAUAAAAGGACAAGGUAAACAGGUGCGAUUGUCGUUUGGUAUAAGGGCACGGGAUCUAUAGUUUUAAUUACAUAAUCUUGGUGUUAAAAUUAUCCCCUUUGAAUCAGAAAAAUUAGAAAAAAAAAUUAAUCGGAUGGACAAAGACAAAGCUAAAAGCGGUGACAAAUUCCAUCAAAUAACUGUUCUCCCUUGAAUGUUGUUGUUAAGUCAAAGUAAUUUCUUAAGGGAUCGUCCAGAGAUUUUUUCAACCUGUACUUUGAGGACGUGAAAAUGCAUGCUUUUAACGAGAAACGCCACAUAAUGUUUAUGUUUCUCAAAGUAGCAGUUUCAUUUCGUUUCAUAUUUUACUCUUGAUUAAGCAGAUGGCAAGUCCCCUCGCGACCAGGUUCUCUUUAAGGACAAACUGAUCCAUUUAUCGGAGGGGAACUUUAUCGUUAUGUGUGUUGUAGCUGGCGUGGGGAUUUUUGUCUGCUUUGGAUUUCUGUACUUUAACGUUGCCAAUAGACACAUAAGGUAAGGUUUCACAUUUUUUCUUAAUAUAAUAGUACAAACCAAGUCAUAAUCCUUAAUAAACUAUCGAGUUACCAACCUUUAUGAGAUGCAGUGAGAUCAGCUGUAAAUUCAUUCCCCCCAUUCUCCAAGUAAAAGAAUGGACGAUGAAUGAAUCCAACCCUUUCAAACGAGACACCCCGUGUAGCUCAUAAACUGAAUAUCACGAUCACGGUUCUACCUUAAUAAAAGAGAGACAAACAUAAGGCAAUGUAAAUACUCAAACGGUCUAGGAUGAAGACUGAAUCUCGGCUUCUAACAUGGAUAACCUUUCUGCUUUUUUUCCCUCUCCUCAUAGGUUCAUCAAGAUGUCCAGUCCUAACAUCAACAAUGCAAUUAUUGUUGGUUGUAUCUUAUCCUACAUUUCUGUUGUCUUAUUCGCCAUCGAUGGAGAACGUCUUACCAGCUUUACUUGCAACGUAAAGAGCAUUUUAAAAUGAUCCACUGAAUUCUGAUGAAACAGUCUUUAUUUCAACACUUCAUCAACUACUAGUUUUGAGCUUAUUUUUUAUGUCUGGUACUAUUUCCAGGCCAAAGUAAUAACCUUGGACAUCGGUUUCACAGUGGCUUUUGGUUCAAUGUUCUCAAAGACAUGGCGUGUUCACAGAAUCACAAGGAAGAUAAGAGCGCAAAGACGGGUAAUUAAUGCAUUACCGUGAUUUUCUUCAGAUUAGUGGAUAUCAACUCUCUUUUGUGUUUAAAUAAAGCUUCUCUAGACAUAGAUGGCCUUGCUUAGUUUUAACGGAAGAUUGCUGCUUUGUUUGCUCAGAAAUGUUCGCUUGACCCCUAAACUAAGCUAGUUUGUCUGUCUUAGUCUGUAUGCGAGACAAAAAAGGCCACAGAAUCGUUCCAUGAUUUUUCAUUGCAUGAAUUGUGUGAGAAAAUAUCUGGAUGGGAUCAUUGAAUUUUGCAAGCUUUCUUGAGACUUUUCUGUACCCUUCAAUUAAUGUCUUUCCCUUAAUUCCACAAAAUAGCCACGGUCAGAUACCUUGCCCUGAUAAUUUAAUUUGGAUUUGGCCGAGAGCGCUACCAUUAAUUAUAGAAAAACGUAUAUUAAGGAAAAGCUCGAUCGAAAGAAAAUCCUAAAGAAGCCAAGAAUUAAACUUCCAUAUUUUGUUUCUGUAAUUCUGCAGGUGAUUAAAGACAUCCACUUGUUUGGAAUGAUCUUCGUAUUCCUGUUUGUCGACAUAGUUAUUAUCAUUAUUUGGUCGGCAGUGGAUCCUUUGCGAAAGGAUAAGAAAUAUCUUGAAGACAAGGUAGGAAUUUCUUGAUUUCUGUAGGAGAUAAUGAAACUGAGAGACUUAAUGUCGCAUGCCGGAAAACUUGAUCCAGUCUCUUGACCGCGUGUUAGUCAAGACUAGCACAGAACAAAACGAUCUGGAAAUCAAACAGAGCAUUUUUCCCUGGCCGAAUUCCACUUUUCAUGAUUAAGUACAUAACCACUUCCUUAAUAGUGCAUUAAUUCAGGAGCCACCAUUAUUUUUCUCCUCACAACUUUCCGUCAAAAUAGGCAGUUCAUGAGCAAAAUGCAGACGUCAUUGACAGGCCUAUGGUUUACUACUGUGCAAUGAACAGAACUGUUAUUUGGUUGCUCUUGGUGUAUGGUUUCAAAGGAAUUCUACUCAUCUUCGGGUCAUUUUUAGCGUGGGAGACUCGUAAAGUCAAGAUAGCCGCGCUGAAUGACUCGCAUCAUAUAGGUCAGUUGGUACCAACAUUUACUGCAACUUGUAUUUUAGGGACAUUGUGCUCCGCCUUUUGCAUCUUAACAUCAGUAUACAUAUUCUCCAUACUGUUUUCUACACUUCCUAACGUGUUGACAAGGAAAGUCAGUUUUACAAUCAGGAGCUUCUCUAGUUGGUGAUCACUUCCUUUGUUCUCGUGACCUUAAUGUGUGAUUCAGGGAUAGAAUGUGGGCAGAAAUUAGACGUUGAAAGGUUAAAGUGUAGAACUCUUUUCUACAAUGAUGUGUUGAAUAGAACGAUGAAAAAGUAUUGUUCUUUAGCCGUGUAAUAAUGUACGUGCCGUAUUUUAGAAAGGUGAACUGAAUAUGUAAAGAUUAAAUAAGUAAUGAACACUUCUUAACCGGUAGUGAAAAUGAAUCCUGAAAAAAAUUCAGGCCUGUACGGGAGCCGAACCCUUGACCUUUGCGUUAUCAGUGCAGUGUUUUACCAACUGAGUUAACGAGCUAACGAGCUAACUGAGAGCUAGUCAUAUUGUUUGUUCGAAAUAAACUCCUUAAGUAAAAAAAUGAAUGACUACGAAUAUACGAAUAUCAUGUAUACCAGAAGUGCGAAAUAUUAAAUGAAAAUGAGAAUGAUCUUCUCAAUAAUGAACACAACUUAAGUAAUAGCAUUAAGUUAAAUUUGUUGUUUUUAUUUCUCACAGGCAUGGCUGUGUACAACGUGUUUAUUGUUUGUACGAUAGGGGUUCCUUUGGCAAUUUACAGCGAUAAGCAGGCCUAUGAAUUCUCUUUUUACGUUAUAACAAUUUCAAUCUUCUUUUGUACCACUUUGACGUUAUGCCUCGUCUUUGUGCCAAAGGUAUGUAUCAAAUAUCUUUUUGGCUUCCUCUGUCUUUUCAAGGUCUCUUAAUUCAUAUUGUGUGGAUAACUAGAAGUAUUUACCAACAUUAUGAUCGUAUUUACUCCACGCGCCAUGGUUGAGGAGACAAAAAAAUAUAAAUAUAUAAAUAUACACACUGUUCCCAAAUUUGCAUUAUAUACUAUCAUAAAAUUUGAAGAGUCGUAACAUAAGACACUUUUAAUGAAUCUUUAAAUAUCGUUAAUGUUGCCUUCUAACUUGGUUCGCUUGUAUGACCCAAGGGUCUUUAAUGGUGCGACAAUUGAAAUCAAACUAUGCAAACACACUAUUAUGAUAUUAAUACCCUAAAGAAUGAAUAGAUAGUAAAGACGUUAUUGUGUUUUAGGUUCUUUUUAUCCGUCGCACUAAUGAGAGCUUCCUGAUAAGCACCAUUCCCAUCUUUAUAUUUAAGCUCCGAAACAACUGAUGAAGUAAAUAAAGUAACUGAGUGUUUAAAAUAGGCUCUCAAUGGGGCUAACCUUUAGCCGCAAAACAGCCAAAAAAAUUGAAAAAUUUAACCGUUAACCGUAAAAGGUAACACCCCAGUGAGACCCCCAUAAAAGUAAAUGAUAAGUUUAGACCGGCGAUAUUUCAUGAUUUGGUACGAUUUUUUGGCACUCUUUGUUUGCAGAUAAGGAUAAUGAAGAAAGGAAAUUGUGAAGAUGCAAUUGAAAGAUUCCCAACAAAUGGCAUAAAAUACGAAACCAAAAACCUAAAUAAUUUUCGUGAAAGUUUGAAUAGUGCGGAACUUCAAAAGGAGGUUAAACGACUCCGAGAAUUGAUAGCAAAGGUGAGUAAUGGCCUUUGAUUUCUGUAACAAACUUGAGAUAAACGAAUGCGAAUAUACGAAAGUCAUAUAUUUGAACUGCGGAUAAAGACGUGAAUAUGAAAGUGAUCUACGCAGUAAUGAACACUACUUGAGCAGUAGUGAAAAUAAGGCCUGAAAAAAAAUUUAGGCCUGUACGGGAUUUGAACCCAUGACCUCUGCGAUACCGGUGCAGCGCUCUACCAACUGAGCUAGCAAGCCAACCGGGAGCUGGUCAUGGUUUUGGUACCAAAUAAACCCGUGAAGGGGUGAAUAAACGAAUGUGAAUAUAUGGAAGUCAUAUAUUUCAUAUUCACGUCUUUAUCCGCAGUUCAAAUAUAUGACUUUCCUAAUAUUCUUAAAGUAGGCGAAAUUCGUUUUACAGCAACCACCAGAGCCGUGUUGAAAAUACCAACCAGCUGUUUGUAUGACCGAAUUGAAGAAAAUUUUAUUGUUUUAGCUUAUGUUUUCCACUCACACUUUGCUAUUUGAUCAUUAUCUUUCGUUUCAGUCAGAGAUGGAACGAGAAACGAUGGCAUCAAAAGCGUCCCAGCAUCUGGUUCCCCAGCCAAGUUGUAUGGUCUGAAAAUUAUUGAACUUAAUGUUGCUGUCGUCACACCAAUAAAUGGAUGCUUCUUUAAUUAAGGUUAUAUCACAUCAACACUAAUAAUUGACAAUUGGUUAUGAUUCCUUAUGCAUUUAACUUGAAAACUGUUUGGAGGACAGUUACACGGCUGAAUGCUCCUGUACGUUUAAGAUGAAAACUUUAUCGCCAAGACCUUUUUAAGUCAAUACAGUAUAGUGCCAAGCUCCUCUAGUGCUCUAAAUAGAUUAUGUUUAAUGACUUUAAAAUCGAAAUAUCGUCAUAAUAAGCGAUUUUUUUUGUGACCUUUGAGCAUGUGACGAUGACGUUAUUCAACGGUGCUCUCGAUGACCAUGAAAAGAAUCAGAUAGACCGUGAAAAAAGGAAGAUUUUUUUAUAAUUAUUUACAUCAGUCUUAAAGAUUUCUUUUAUAAGUCUGAAGUUCAUUCAUUUCAGGAAAUUGAAGCAUAUGUUCAUCUGCAUGAAAAUACAAUAACAAUCAGUGGAUCUGAUUUCAUAGCCAGUGUGAGUGUGAGUAAUUGUGGAAAAGGUGAUCUGAUCGGCCAAAUGCAACCUCGUAUCCCUUCAUUAUCACCUACAUUAGGGUUUUAAAAAUACAGUAUUUUAAAUUACAGAGGUGCUUAUACUCAAAAUACCUCAAAAUGUCAAAAUACCCUUGAGAGAUUUCUUGAAUCGAUAAGGAAAAUUGUACAGGAGAACGUGCAGUUGUUAUCCGAGGAUGAUUAUCGAGAACUAUUCACCCAAGGCUAAAGAAAGCAUUUACUUCGCCGUUUGAGUGUGAUUGUUCAUUGAUCUUUUGAUUUUGUUUCGUGGUGACAGCAAAAGUAAUU